AUGUCCUCCGGAGAUCUGCUCUAUAGAACUGAACACAAUAGUCUAGGUGAGAUCUUACCGGGGAUCUAUAAAGUACUAUCACUACCUCUCUAUGUCCUCCUGGGAUCUGCUCUAUAGAACUGGACACAAUACUCUAGGUGAGAUCUUACCGGGAUCUAUAAAGUGCUAUCACUACCUCUCUAUGUCCUCCUGGGAUCUGCUCUAUAGAACUGAACACAAUACUCUAGGUGAGAUCUUACCAGGAUCUAUAAAGUACUAUCACUACCUCUCUAUGUCCUCCUGGGAUCUGCUCUAUAGAACUGAACACAAUACUCUAGGUGAGAUCUUACCAGGAUCUAUAAAGUACUAUCACUACCUCUCUAUGUCCUCAUGGGAUCUGCUCUAUAGAACUGAACACAAUACUUUACUGACAAUUUUGCUUGUUCUUCUCUAAACAUUAUUCCCAUCCAAAUCAGACCCCGUAGUGUUGAAUCCCUGGUGUCUGCUUUGUGUCAGGCAUUGCACUAGAAAUACUAUCUCGGGAGUGACUGGGCUUAGAUCCAGGAGUCUGAGAAUGCUAUGGACUAGCCUGCGUCCCAUCUGCUUCUCCUCACUGUCACUGCGUCACCAGGCACCGGCACGCUUGUGCUUAGCGUGGGUGUAAAAGACUUUGUAAGCAGGUCAUCUUGUAAGAAACAAUUUUCAGCAGCGGCAGUCCGGGAAAGGGAGAGGCUCACCAGGGAUGCUGGUGGGCUGACGAGCCUGUCGCUCUGAUGUGUUGAGAAAUGUCAUGUUAGAGAAUUGCAACAUUUGUCUAUUUUUUGUGGCCCUUGGAGGAAAUGUUUUUUUAAUUCCCUCAUUCUUCUACAGUAAUUCAGUAAACUAACAGUAUCCUGUCAGACAGAACACACACGUUACAUGUUAUAAGAUCAGACUGUAAUAUCUGACUGAUCGCCUUUUCAAGUACCGUGACAUUGCACUGUACAGGGCCACUAAUCUCAGGGUUACAUAGGGAGACAAGUCCAAGCCUACCUGAGAUUAGAUGGAGGUACCUACAUGGGAGCCAUUAACUCAGUCCCUCUCCCAUUACUGAUAUGACAAGACAGCUUGAGAACACUCAUGUCAAUGACGUUAUAAUGGGGGCACAGGCAUCCGGUGCCAUCUUGCAUUGUGGAGACUAGCAGGGACCCAGGUCAGAGGGCAAACCUUGCAAUAUGGUCGGGGUACUCCAUGCAUCAUAACCUUUACAGCAGGCUGGUGUGCGUAUAAUGCUUGGGGUAUGGGGUUGUUAUGGGGUGAGCCUGUUCCCUUAAAGAUAAAGUCUGGGACUGUAAUUCCCAUCAGUCGAGGACAUGAAUGAUUAAAAUACCCGGACCCCAAAUGUAGCCCUAACCCAAGCACAAACUAGCACCCUAAGCAAAUCUACCUCUUGUGUUUACAGUCCUCUGCCCUCUGCUGUGCCAGAAUGGGGGUGUCUGUCUGAAGAAGGACCAGUGCUUGUGUCCUCCAAAUUUCACAGGAAAAUUUUGCCAGAUCCCAAUAUCUUCUGGAGCACCCAUAGCUUCCUUAGUCCAGGUUAAUAGCAGCGGAGAACAGAACACAAAGACCAAAUCCGUCUACACACUUCCACUGUCCAACCAUAAACCAGAGAAAGAUGGUAUGUUUUACACAGCCAGUGGGGUAAGCUAAAUAGUGUUUGUGUCUCUGAAUCUAUCUGUCUGUCUGUCUAUCUCUCUCGACCCAUCUCUACCUUUUUCUGUCCUUUUCCAUGCAGUGAGUAUUUUUAUCUCUCUCUUAUGGUAAUGUGAUUAUAAUUUAUCUAGCCUAGAUCUUGUCCUUUUUCUUUGCAGGAGUAGCUUCACUUGUGAAUGUUCUUGUAGAGCACCCUCCAGAGGCCUCUGUAAACAUUCACCAGGUAGAGCGGGUAGACGGACGUGGGGAGCGGAAAGAUGGUGGACGCCAGGACAUCUCUCAGAAUACAGUUCAUCAGGCAGGUCGAGUACCAGUAUACAGAAUCCAGGCACAGAGCAGUCCCAGAAUCAAUGGUUACACAGAGAACUCAGGCUAUGGAUACUGCUUCCGCCGUCUGGAGAAUGGACAGGUAUAAAUACAUUUGUACUUGCCUCUGACUAUCCUGUUUUUCCCUUGAAGGGUUAAUAACAGCAAUUUGUGACGUUGUGGUGUAGUUUGAAGCUUUAAUGUGAAGAUUGCUGUCAUUCCUUUCCUUAGACGUCCACACACCUUCAAUCUUUUCACUCCCUCUUCCCAGUCUGCACCUUAUUUUAUUGAUACCACUACUACGCUGUGUCUUACCCUCUCAAACCAUCACCCAUUCUACCCUCCCAUCCAUUCUGCCCUCCCAACCUCUCAUCCAUUCUGCCCUCCCAAGUCAUCACCCAUUCUACCCUCCCAACCAUUCUGCCCUCCCAACCUCUCAUCCAUUCUACACUCCCAACCUCUCAUCCAUUACCACUCUCCCAUUCUGUACAUUAUCUGUCCAGUUCACAUCCCCUCUCCCAUUCUGUACAUUAUUUGUCCAGUUCACAUUCUCUCUCCCAUUCAGCACAUUAUCUGUCCAGUUCACAUCCUCUCCCAUUCUGUACAUUAUCUGUCUAGUUCACAUUCCCUCUCCCAUUCUGUACAUUAUCUGCCCAGUUCACAUUCCCUCUCCCAUUCAGCACAUUAUCUGUCCAGUUCACAUCCCCUCUCCCAUUCUGUACAUUAUCUGUCCAGCUCACAUUCCCUCUCCCAUUCUGUACAUUAUCUGUCCAGUUCACAUUCCCUCUCCCAUUCAGCACAUUAUCUGUCCAGUUCACAUCCCCUCUCCCAUUCUGUACAUUAUCUGUCCAGCUCACAUUCCCUCUCCCAUUCUGUACAUUAUCUGUCCAGUUCACAUUCCCUCUCCCAUUCAGCACAUUAUCUGUCCAGUUCACAUCCCCUCUCCCAUUCUGUACAUUAUCUGUCCAGCUCACAUUCCCUCUCCCAUUCUGUACAUUAUCUGUCCAGUUCACAUUCCCUCUCCCAUUCAGCACAUUAUCUGUCCAGUUCACAUCCCCUCUCCCAUUCUGUACAUUAUCUGUCCAGCUCACAUUCCCUCUCCCAUUCUGUACAUUAUCUGUCCAGUUCACAUCCCUCUCCCAUUCUGUACAUUAUCUGUCCAGUUCACAUUCCCUCUCCCAUUCAGCACUUUAUCUCCAUUUAUUAAAUUAACGAUAAACAAAAAAUUACCACCCAUCUCAAAAAGAGAAGUUUAGCAUCUUCCCCUAACGGAAAUGACUCAUCUAUAAUUAAGUGGCAAGCUUGUAUAUAAUGGAGAGAGAUUUAUAUCCAAGAAAUGACAGAAUCUCCUUUUGGGAUCUCAUCAAAGAACCGUUCUUCCUCGACUUCCAAUUAUUUUGGGUAUUCAGUUUGACGGCAGAUUAAGACCCUUAAGAAAAUACAUAAAUGAGUCGACUUAAAUGACACCAGGUUUGAAUGUAUCCCUUUGGGACUGAACUCAAUCUAGUGCAUGAGUUAUGUCAUCGUCAGUCAGACUGCCAGAACACCUGCUUUCUCAUGAUUUAAAUGUUUGUUUGGAUCCUAGUGUGCCUCCCCAUUCCCUGGCCUUAGGACCCAGGAGGUCUGCUGCAAGGGAAAUGGAGUGGCCUGGGGGGUCCUUGACUGCACACCCUGUGCCGGGUACCAAGGUAAGUUAACUGUCUCUGUACCUGUCUGUAAAAUUAAGCCUUAUCAGAGUUUUGUUUAACUAUCAGAUAAAAGUAAAGGACGACCCUGCCUCAUUGAUCUAACAAACAGUCAAUAUGACACGUCAAAAAUGUGAUAAUACAUUAUAUAUACAUAUAUGAUACAUGUGGCUGUGGGGCAUGGGGGUAAAUCUACUGUUUGGGUACACCUGACUUAGGCGUAUGGGGGAAUGUCUGAUUAUGGCCUCAAUUUAAUAUUUUUUAAUAUGCUUUUUAAACGAUUUAAUAUAUAUGGAUAAACUUUGAAACAUUUUAAUAUUUUUUUCAAAAUAUUAAAAUAUAAAAUAUAUCAUCUAAAAAAACCAAUAUCAAUAAUAAUAAAACAAUAUCAAAAUAAUAAAUCAUUUUAAAAGUAGGUUUAUCCAAAAACAUUAAAUCAUUUUAUGGGUUUGACGUCCACUUGCUGUAAGGUACAGAAUGAAGGUUGAUCUAUUUAGAACAACGUUUUCUCAAUUGUAAUGUGCAAUACUUCUCAGCUUGAUAACGUUUUUGUAGUAGUGUGCAGUGAUUCUCAGCUUGAUAACGUUUUUGUAGUAGUGUGCACUGAUUCACAGCUUGAUAACGUUUUUGUAGCAGUGUGCAAUGAAUCUCCGCUUCAUAACGUUUUUGUAGUAGUGUGCAAUGAUUCUCAGCUUGAUAACGUUUUUGUAGUAGUGUGCACUGAUUCACAGCUUGAUAACGUUUUUGUAGUAGUGUACAAUGAUUCUCAGCUUGAUAACGUUUUUGUAGUAGUGUGCAGUGAUUCACAGCUUGAUAACGUUUUUGUAGUAGUGUGCAAUGAUUCUCAGCUUGAUAACGUUUUUGUAGUAGUGUGCAGUGAUUCACAGCUUGAUAACGUUUUUGUAGUAGUGUGCAGUGAUUCUCAGCUUGAUAACGUUUUUGUAGUAGUGUGCAGUGAUUCUCAGCUUGAUAACGUUUUUGUAGUAGUGUGCAGUGAUUCUCAGCUUGAUAACGUUUUUGUAGUAGUGUGCAAUGAUUCUCAGCUUGAUAACGUUUUUGUAGUAGUGUGCAGUGAUUCACAGCUUGAUAACGUUUUUGUAGCAGUGUGCAAUGAAUCUCCGCUUCAUAACGUUUUUGUAGUAGUGUGCAGUGAUUCUCAGCUUGAUAACGUUUUUGUAGUAGUGUGCAAUGAUUCUCAGCUUGAUAACGUUUUUGUAGUAGUGUGCAGUGAUUCACAGCUUGAUAACGUUUUUGUAGUAGUGUGCAGUGAUUCUCAGCUUGAUAACGUUUUUGUAGUAGUGUGCAGUGAUUCUCAGCUUGAUAACGUUUUUGUAGUAGUGUGCAAUGAUUCUCAGCUUGAUAACGUGUUUGUAGUAGUGUGCAGUGAUUCUCAGCUUGAUAACGUUUUUGUAGUAGUGUGCAAUGAUUCUCAGCUUGAUAACGUUUUUGUAGUAGUGUGCAGUGAUUCUCAGCUUGAUAACGUUUUUGUAGUAGUGUGCAAUAAUUCACAGCUUGAUAACGUUUUUGUAGUAGUGUGCAAUAAUUCACAGCUUGAUAACGUUUUUGUAGUAGUGUGCAGUGAUUCACAGCUUGAUAACGUUUUUGUAGCAGUGUGCAAUGAAUCUCCGCUUCAUAACGUUUUUGUAGUAGUGUGCAGUGAUUCUCAGCUUGAUAACGUUUUUGUAGUAGUGUACAAUGAUUCUCAGCUUGAUAACGUUUUUGUAGUAGUGUGCAGUGAUUCACAGCUUGAUAACGUUUUUGUAGUAGUGUGCAAUGAUUCUCAGCUUGAUAACGUUUUGUAGUAGUGUACAAUGAUCUCAGCUUGAUAACGUUUUGUAGUAGUGUGCAGUGAUUCUCAGCUUGAUAACGUUUUUGUAGUAGUGUGCAAUGAUUCUCAGCUUGAUAACGUUUUUGUAGUAGUGUGCUCACAGCUUGAUAACGUUUUUGUAGUAGUGUGCAGUGAUUCACAGCUUGAUAACGUUUUUGUAGCAGUGUGCAAUGAUUCCGCUUCAUAACGUUUUUGUAGUAGUGUGCAAUGAUUCUCAGCUUGAUAACGUUUUUGUAGUAGUGUGCAGUGAUUCUCAGCUUGAUAACGUUUUUGUAGUAGUGUUCAAUGAUUCUCAGCUUGAUAACGUUUUUGUAGUAGUGUGCAAUGAUUCACAGCUUGAUAACGUUUUUGUAGUAGUGUGCAUGAUUCUCAGCUUGAUAACGUUUUUGUAGUAGUGUGCAAUGAUUCUCAGCUUGAUAACGUUUUUGUAGUAGUGUGCAAUGAAUCUCCGCUUCAUAACAUUUUUGUAGUAGUGUGCAGUGAUUCCCAGCUUGAUAACGUUUUUGUAGUAGUGUACAAUGAAUCUCAGCUUGAUAACGUUUUGUAGUAGUGUACAAUGAUUCUCAGCUUGAUAACGUUUUGUAGUAGUGUACAAUGAAUCUCAGCUUGAUAACGUUUUGUAGUAGUGUACAAUGAUUCUCAGCUUGAUAACGUUUUUGUAGUAGUGUGCAGUGAUUCUCAGCUUGAUAACGUUUUUGUAGUAGUGUGCAGUGAUUCUCAGCUUGAUAACGUUUUUGUAGUAGUGUGCAAUGAUUCUCAGCUUGAUAACGUUUUUGUAGUAGUGUGCAGUGAUUCUCAGCUUGAUAACGUUUUUGUAGUAGUGUGCAAUGAAUUCUCCGCUUCAUAACGUUUUUGUAGUAGUGUGCAGUGAUUCCCAGCUUGAUAACGUUUUUGUAGUAGUGUGCAGUGAUUCUCAGCUUGAUAACGUUUUUGUAGUAGUGUGAUUCUCAGCUUGAUAACGUUUUUGUAGUAGUGUGCAAUGAACUUGAUAACGUUUUGUAGUAGUGUGCAGUGAUUCUCAGCUUGAUAACGUUUUUGUAGUAGUGUGCAAUGAAUCUCAGCUUGAUAACGUUUUGUAGUAGUGUACAAUGAUUCUCAGCUUGAUAACGUUUUGCAGUAGUGUACAAUGAAUCUCAGCUUGAUAACGUUUUGUAGUAGUGUACAAUGAUUCUCAGCUUGAUAACGUGUUUGUAGUAGUGUGCAGUGAUUCUCAGCUUGAUAACGUUUUUGUAGUAGUGUGCAGUGAUUCUCAGCUUGAUAACGUUUUUGUAGUAGUGUGCAGUGAUUCUCAGCUUGAUAAAGUUUUUGUAGUAGUGUGCAAUGAUUCUCAGCUUGAUAACGUUUUUGUAGUAGUGUGCAGUGAUUCUCAGCUUGAUAACGUUUUUGUAGUAGUGUGCAAUGAUUCUCAGCUUCAUAACAUUUUUGUAGUAGUGUGCAGUGAUUCCCAGCUUGAUAACGUUUUUGUAGUAGUGUACAAUGAUUCUCAGCUUGAUAACGUUUUUGUAGUAGUGUGCAGUGAUUCACAGCUUGAUAACGUUUUUGUAGUAGUGUGCAGUGAUUCCCAGCUUGAUAACGUUUUUGUAGUAGUGUGCAGUGAUUCUCAGCUUGAUAACGUUUUUGUAGUAGUGUACAAUGAAUCUCAGCUUGAUAACGUUUUGUAGUAGUGUACAAUGAUUCUCAGCUUGAUAACGUUUUUGUAGUAGUGUGCAAUGAUUCUCAGCUUGAUAACGUUUUUGUAGUAGUGUGCAAUGAUUCCCACCUUGAUAACGUUUUGUAGUAGUGUGCAGUGAUUCACAGCUUGAUAACGUUUUUGUAGUAGUGUGCAGUGAUUCUCAGCUUGAUAAACAAUAUGUAAUAGUGUUAUCUCUACAGUAUGUACAGGAAGUGUAACAUUCCUGUUCAUAUUGAUAUCUUUAAGAGUUGUUCACAUUAUAGACUCCAGAACUAUAAUUCCCAAACCACAAUUUAUGUAUAGUAUGACCUUUAAUUGAAGUUCCACGGAGCGAUAAUCCCAUAAUCUCCCCCACACCACCCAUUUUCCCAGCUCUAGAUAGUAACAGGAAAUCAAAUUGAUCUGUAUAAGACACAGCGCCAAGACUUUCAGGGGGUUAUAGUCCAAUGUCUUCCAAAAUACACCCACAUUAUACUUUUUAAUGAGGCAUGCCAAGCCCACAUCUGUCUUUUUUCUCGUGGAAAACAUAGAUGUCUUAUGUCCAUCUGUGAUCAAUAACAUGAUUAAAAGCCCUUGAGGGGGAUAAAAAGUAUUUAAUGAGUUCACAGGAGGCUUUCAGAAUCCACCCCAUGCGCUCUUCAACUCUUGUCUUCUUUGGUAGGAAUUCACCCCAUGUGCUCUUUAACUCUUGUCUUCUUUGGUAGGAAUUCACCCCAUGUGCUCUUUAACUCUUAUCUUCCUAGGUAAGAAUCCACCCCAUGUGCUCUUUAACUCUUGUCUUCUUUGGUAGAAAUUUACCCCAUGUACUCUUUAACUCUUGUCUUCCUAGGUAGGAAUCCACCCCAUGUGCGCUUUAACCUUUGUCUUCCUAGGUAGGAAUCCAUCCCAUAUGCUCUUUGACUCUUGCCUUUCUUGGUAGGAAUCCACCCCAUGUGCUCUCUAACUCUUGUCUUCUUUGGUAGGAAUCCACCCCAUGUGGCCUUUAACUCUUGUCUUCUUUGGUAGGAAUCCACCCCAUGUGCUCUUUAACUCUUGUCUUCUUUGGUAGGAAUCCACCCCAUGUGCUCUUUAACUCUUGUCUUCUUUAGUAGGAGAAAUAGUUUAUGUCCCAAAUAAAUCUUUUUUUCUUGGGAGGUUUAGAGGAUGAUAAUUCAUGUCUGGUCUUCACGAUCCCACGUUUAAGGUGAAUAUUGAGUACCAAUAUAAUUUUCUGCUCAUUAUGGGCCCUCUUUUAUUUGCCUGCCAGUGCAAAUUUCAAUGUAUUAUUCAAGUCUAAAAUAAAUUUUUGUUAUAUAAAAAAAUAUAUUUUGAGUUUUAUAUAUAUUCUGUAUAGUAUUCUUAGACUUUCCACUGUGAUUGGGGGUUACAGGGGUCUUACACUCUGAUUUGACGUUACAGGGGUCUCACAUCGUUAUUGGAGGUUACAGGGGGUCUCACACCGUUAUUGGAGGUUACAGGGGUCUCACACCAUGAUUGGGGGUUACAGGGGUCUCACACUGUGAUUGGAGGUUACAGGGGUCUCACACCGUUAUUGGAGGUUACAGGGGUCUCACACCGUUAUUGGAGGUUACAGGGGGUCUCACACUGUGAUUGGAGGUUACAGAGGUCUCACGCUAUGGGGGUUACAGGUGGUCUCACACCGUUAUUGGAGGUUACAGGGGGUCUCACACUGUGAUUGGAGGUUACAGGGGUCUCACAUUAUGGGGGUUACAGGUGGUCUCACACCGUUAUUGGAGGUUACAGGGGGUCUCACACCGUUAUUGGAGGUUACAGGGGUCUCACACUAUGGGGGUUACAGGGGGUCUCACACCGUUAUUGGAGGUUACAGGGGUCUCACACCAUUAUUGGAGGUUACAGUGGUCUCACACCGUUAUUGGAGGUUACAGGGGGUCUCACACUGUGAUUGGAGGUUACAGGGGUCUCACACUAUGGGGGUUACAGGGGGUCUCACAACGUUAUUGGAGGUUACAGGGGUCUCACACUAUGGGGGUUACAGGGGGUCUCACACCGUUAUUGGAGGUUACAGGGGGUCUCACACUGUGAUUGGAGGUUACAGGGGUCUCACACUAUGGGGGUUACAGGGGGUUUCACACCGUUAUUGGAGGUUACAGGGGGUCUCACACUGUUAUUGGAGGUUACAGGGGGUUUCACACUGAGAUUGGAGGUUACAGGGGUCUCAUACCAUGAUUGGAGGUUACAGAGGGUUUCACACUGUGAUUGGAGGUUACAGGGGUCUCACACUAUGGGGGUUACAGGGGUCUCACACCAUGAUUGGAUGUUACAAGGGGUUUCACAUUGUGAUAGAUGAUAGUUACAUGGGGUGUAACAACAGUGUUACAAGCAGUUCCAUGUGUCAAAUCUCACACAGUCUCUGUAUCUGCAGGCGAUGCCCUGCUGGGUGCUCUGCCGGAUUCUCCUUGCCCUAAAGGAUUUGAAAAACUCAAUGGCACCUGUGUGGGUAAGUGGCUAUAUGUCCUAUUUGUAAUAUUGUGUGUCUGUGUGUGAUCGCCAUGCUGAUUCACAUUGCUGUCUAUUGCCAAUGUCCUGGUAACAGUAACAUAAAAAUAAAAGUAACCGCCCGUGAAAAAAAGUCAGAUUACCGUGUGCAAAACAGGUUCAGUUCAAUCCAUAUUCCACAUUCUGUCACUGCAAGGGUUAAUGUGAUAUUUUUUGCAAUUUCUCUGGUAUUUGGCAGUUCCCCAUUUCCCUCCUUUCCCCUGUGCCCCUGCCUAAUACCCACUUAUCUCUGCCAGCUCAUGUCUAGACGCUCUGAUAAGCCAGACACAGCAGCCAACACUGGGCUAUAUUAAUUGAUUGCCAGAUCUGUACGUGACCUAGUCUGACCUCUGUAUAUUUCUACUGGAGAAAGUCUGCAAUCUGUGUGCCCUCUCGUUCACAGCGACUCUGAGAAAAUAACAUGAUUAUGUUCUGUUUUGCUGCCAAGAGAUCACGUGACACGUCGGCCCGUUUUGAUGGUGUUUCUUGCUCCCUUGUGGGAGCUUUAAAUAUCAGCCCCAAUGGAGGGUUUAUUCACUCAACAGUGAAUUGUGGAGAUGCGAAAACUGAACUGCGAGGGUCAGGCUAACCUAAUCAAGCGCCAUGGCUCACCUGGAGAAUUCUUUAAUCAGCUUCCAAUCUGAUUAACUGAUUUGAACCUGAUUAGAAGUGAAUUAAAACCUGAAUGGCAAAAUUUAGGCUCAAAUAGCUAAGCUAUGUCUAUGUUGGGUUAGACAAUAUUUCGAAAUCAGCUAUUUUGGUCUGAAUUCUGUAAUUCCGAUCAGUUCUCUAUAUUUCUCAUUGCCAGCUUCCCAUAUAACAUUCCCUCUCAUUCUUGGCAGAUAUUGAUGAAUGUAAGGAUCCCUCUCUGUGCCAGAAUGGUGACUGCACCAACACAAGGGGGAGCUUCACCUGUGUGUGCCGACCGGGCUUUCUACUAGACUCUUCGUGGAGCAGCUGUAUCUGUGAGUAACCGGCUGGCUCUUUUAUCCCUUGUUAACCCAUUACCUGUUGCAGAAUUGUACUGGGAUAUUUGUUAACUUCUCUACUUUCCAAAUAAGUCCAGAAAGGAAUAUGUAACUCUUCCAACUCAUUGGUGCUGAUUUUAUUGACCUGGAAAGUAUGAGAUGCUCAGUUGACCGAGCUGGGAAUUAAACUUCCACGGUAGAUAAAAUGAGUACAAUCUCUGUAGUAGAAGGAGGCGGGAGGUAGGUGUCCUGAUGUCUGUGUAUUAGGAGGGGGUGAGAGGUAGGUGUCCUGAUGUCUGUGUAUUAGGAGGAGGUGAGAGGUAGGUGUCCUGAUGUCUGUGUAUUAGGAGGAGGUGAGAGGUAGGUGUCCUGAUGUCUGUGUAUUAGGAGGAGGUGAGAGGUAGGUGUCCUGAUGUCUGUGUAUUAGGAGGAGGUGAGAGGUAGGUGUCCUGAUGUCUGUGUAUUAGGAGGAGGUGAGAGGUAGGUGUCCUGAUGUCUGUGUAUUAGGAGGAGGUGAGAGGUAGGUGUCCUGAUGUCUGUGUAUUAGGAGGAGGUGAGAGGUAGGUGUCCUGAUGUCUGUGUAUUAGGAGGGGGUGAGAGGUAGGUGUCCUGAUGUCUGUGUAUUAGGAGGAGGUGAGAGGUAGGUGUCCUGAUGUCUGUGUAUUAGGAGGAGGUGAGAGGUAGGUGUCCUGAUGUCUGUGUAUUAGGAGGAGGUGAGAGGUAGGUGUCCUGAUGUCUGUGUAUUAGGAGGAGGUGAGAGGUAGGUGUCCUGAUGUCUGUGUAUUAGGAGGAGGGAGAGGUAGGUGUCCUGAUGUCUGUGUAUUAGGAGGAGGUGAGAGGUAGGUGUCCUGAUGUCUGUGUAUUAGGAGGAGGGGAGAGGUAGGUGUCCUGAUGUCUGUGUAUUAGGAGGAGGUGAGAGGUAGGUGUCCUGAUGUCUGUGUAUUAGGAGGAGGUGAGAGGUAGGUGUCCUGAUGUCUGUGUAUUAGGAGGAGGGGAGAGGUAGGUGUCCUGAUGUCUGUGUAUUAGGAGGAGGGGAGAGGUAGGUGUCCUGAUGUCUGUGUAUUACACAGUAAGAUUACCCAAAUCUCGCUCUUUUCUCUCUCAGCUGAUCAUGUAAUCUCGGAAGCAAAGGGCCCCUGUUUCCGGAUUUUGCGUGACGGUGGCUGCUCACACCCCAUCCUCAAGAACAUUACUAAACAGAUCUGCUGCUGUAGUCGUGUGGGAAAAGCUUGGGGCAGAGGCUGCGAGAGGUGCCCUCCUUUUGGCACAGGUAAAAAAAAGGACCAAUUUCAGCGCAUUGUUCUCAGUCUUGUGCUGCUGUCUGUUCUGGCAGUGAGAGGAUUGAAAUAGCGAGCCAAUAAAAAUCACGUUUCAGGGUCUGAUCAUAUCAUACUGCAUUGUAUCCCCUUCAGCACCAUGGUUUACCAGACUUAUUUGGGGUGUAUUGAGUGAAUAGGAAGUGUGGACACUUUACACGACAAAUUUAUUCUAAAAUUAUCAAAACGCAAAAUAUGUCCAACUCAGCAAUUCCUGUUUCAGUUUAUGCACUAAACGUAAAAUUCAGGCUACAAUAUCCAAACUGUGUCAUUAUAGCCGAGUUAAAAACUUUUUGCAAUUCAGAUAUUUUUUGCUUAAAUUUACAAUUUGGUUUUCAUUUCACUAGUCUAAUUCGUGCCACUUGUGAGCUCAGUCAGGUUUAUUAAUGGCAGAUUUUGAAUAAAAUGGCCAUUUGUUGUACUUUGUCACAGAGUGUGCAUGCGUACUACAACUCGGCUUCCAAUGGAUUUUUUUUUUAUCUUCCAGAGGGAUUUAAGGAAACUUGCCCAGCCGGGCCAGGAUAUCAUUACUCGGCGUCUGAUCUGCGUAUCAAUGCCCGCUAUGUGGGGCAAGACCAACCCAGGGUGCCAGUCAUACGGCAGCCAGGAGUCAGGCGGCCGACUUUCACCACGCCCGCCACAGCCCGUCAGCUGCCCUACGGUAAGACACGGCAGGUUAUAACAUGCCAAGAAAACUCAUACAGCAUUUAUAAAUGUUAACGGAGCUUUAAUGCGGCCCCUGCGCAUGCCCACGCCAUCUCAUAAAGAGGAGAAACCGCUUAAACCUAUGGGGAUAAGCUAUCUCAUAAAGAGGGGAUACCACUGAAAUAUAUGGGACAAACCAUCUCCUAAAGGGGGGAAACCAUCUCCUAAAGAGGGGAAACCACUGAAAUCUAUGGGGCAAACCAUCUCCUAAAGGGGGGAAACCAUCUCCUAAAGAGGGGAAACCACUGAAAUCUAUGGGGGAAACCAUCUCAUAAUGAGGAUGUGUGGAUAAAGAGGAAACCAGCAUCAUUGUAUUGUAGGCAUUGUUCGCUUCGGUGGGAUUCCUGAUGAAUUCAUUAUAGCCCUUUAUAGCUGAGCUGGAAAAAUAGCAGAAUUUGCAAAUUUUUCCAGUUUUACUAAUUUAGUCCAAAAUUUGCAACUUUCGUAUUAAUUGAGUUUAAAUACUUGAUAGUUGUAGCCAUGACUACCAGUCUGUGUCUACUACAAAUCAAACCACAAGGCACAGAUGUAGUGGGUAAAAAAGGGCACAAACUGUUUUAUUUAUUAAAACAGUCAUUGCCUCCAAUUAACAUUAAAUAUAUUUUGAACCUUAUAACAACAUUAGGCAAUGACAAUGAUUUUUAACACAGGGUUAACAUAACCCUAAAUAACUUUCAGACUGUAAUUAGCAUAAUUAACCAUUACAAAUGUAACCUUUCCAGCACCAGCUUGCUCCCAUGGAUCCCCGUGUUUGAACCGAUCCAACCGCUGGGACAGAACCGUCUGCCCAGCCCCCCAUUUAUGCUAAGAACCCCUCUUCCGUCUCAAAACCUUUCACCAGGUCCAUUAGGCUAUCACCACAUCCUCAUUGUGAGGCCAUAGACCAUCCCCAGGAGUAAGCUACCACCAAUGCCCUAGCAGAUGACCCCUUACUACGCUUGGGCUACCCCACCCAAUAAAAACAAGGCCUUUUCUACCCCCUGUUCAGGAGCUGGGCCCAAUCCACUAUCCGUUGACAUGCCACCAUCUGGGUCACCUCCAGCAGCUGCUCCACUGUACAUCCACUCCAUAGUAUCUUCAGACAGCUCUGCGAUGCUGCCUGUGGUGGCCACCCGGAUAUGAACAUGGGUUUCGCCGCCAAUUAAGUAUUUUCCCCUCUCAGGAACCCUGCUGCACCAAAUUCAGUAGUAUCACUGUGGAAGAGUAUAGCUUUCCAAGAAAUGUAACUCCAGAGUAGGUAUAGCUUUCCCCCACAGACUGAAUGCUGGGAGUGAACUGACUUUAUUAUGGGCCACACACGGCCUUUUAUGCAUAGACCCCUAUAUGGGGUUUCUCACACAAACAUACAGGGUCUUUUCUCCCAAGAUCCUCUAUGCCUGAGCGAUAAAGUUGUGAGAAAAAACUAUAACUCAAUUAUUUCUCCGGUACAGAAAAAUCUACACUAUUUUAUAACACCCUAAAACAGAUAUAAUACAACCAUAUACCCCUUCAAGCCUUAUAUCCCCGGAUAGCCUGGAUCUGCGCGCACAACAUAUCCAAAAAGCGCUCAGAUCCCACGAACACAGCCGAAUCGCCACCGGGGUAAAGCUUUGACCGAUCACACACGAGGCGCCUGCCCAAAAUAGUUCCAGAAGAAAGGUGGUGGUGGUCGGUCUCUUUUGGGAGUACAAAACCGAGCAAAUUACCAAACGUAUACUAAGGUUCCUGGGUAGCGAUUGUUCGCCUAGUUCAUGCGAACAACCCUACCGAACAAUGCUCUUCUGGGGUGCACAGAAACAAAAGCAGGUGAGAAUGGAAGUUCAGUGGUGUUCGCGAGUUAGAGUGUCUGAUUUUAGUUCCAUGCACUCGACGACCGAACACCGCUGCCUGUAUUUGUGCGACAAGAUGGCUGCCAACUCAUUUUCCACGUGUUCGUCUAUGCAAAUGGUGGCCGCCCAGAAGAACACUUAGAAUCCUGAGGUGCGAACCAAUGAUGGAGGUGUCAGUAUAGGUCAAUGGGGAUUAACAAGCUCCCAGGUGGACUGAGUCUGGGUGGUAGAACAAGGGGAAUUCGUCGGUUUGUUUGGUUAACAAAUGGAACUGGGAAAAGGGUGUGAACAAGGUAUAUACAGUGACAGGGUGUUCUGUCACACUGCCCCUUAAGCCUCCUGGCUGAGAGUGAACCUGUCUUCCCUCGCAGAUGAUUUCUGCAGCUAUGAUGUCACCUAACUGGUACUGUGACAGGAUGCAGGACUGGAACACUGGGCACUUCCAGUCUCUUCAAGUCACUCAGGAACCAAACCCUACCAUCCUGCAUUCUCUGCACACAGCACCAUCCUGCAUUCUCUGCACACAGCACCAUCCUGCAUUCUCUGCACACCCUACCAUCCUGCAUUCUCUGCACACCCUACCAUCCUGCAUUAUCUGCACCCAGUACCAUCCUGCAUUCUCCACACACAGCACAAUCCUGCAUUCUCUGCACACCCUACCAUCCUGCAUUCUCUGCACACAGCACCAUCCUGCGAUCUCUGCACCCAGCACCAUCCUGCAUUCUCUGCACACCCUACCAUCCUGCAUUCUCUGCACACCCUACCAUCCUGCACUCUCUGCACACAGCACCGUCCUGUAUUCUCUGCACACAGCACCAUCCUGUAUUCUCUGCACACAGCACCAUCCUGCAUUCUCUGCACACAGCACCGUCCUGCAUUCUCUGCACACUGCACCAUCCUGCAUUCUCUGCACACCCUAACCUCCUGUGUUACCUGCACACAGCACCAUCCUGCGUUACCUGCACACAGCACCAUCCUGCUUCAUCUGCACACAGCACCAUCCUGCUUCUCUGCACACACUACCAUCCUGCGUUACCUGCACACAGCACCAUCCUGCGUUACCUGCACACAGCACCAUCCUACGAUAUCUGCACACUGCACCAUCCUGCGUUACCUGUACACAGCACCAUCCUGCAUUACCUGCACACAGCACCAUCCUGCGUUACCUGCACACAGCACCAUCCUGCAUUCUCUACACACAGUACCAUCCUGCGUUACCUGCACACAGCACCAUCCUGCGUACUGGAAUGUCAGGUACUGCUUGGAUAGACUGCAGAGAGCAGUGUCUCUCCUGGUUACACUCUCCCUACUGUUUGAAAAGCUAUUCAGUUACAUUCCCCACAACAACAUGAGGGGACAGUUGCAAAACUAAAAUGACUGAAGUGUAACUGUUACACCAGCCUAUACAUGCCCUCUGCCCCCUAUUCCCCUUUCUCUAUCCACCAAGCUGUACAGCCUUGCUCAACACAACUGUCAAGGUCCUCCUCUGCCUAUUUGUAUCCAUGGGGCUGCAGUAACAUUAAUUUAACUGUUCUCUUGGUACUUUCUAAUAUUAACCAGCGUCUUACUGCAUGCUGCGUGCAAGCAUGGCGCCUCACAACAACGCAGCCAGCAUGUAUUUAAAACUGCUCAGACAUAUUGUUUAUUACAGUCGAAACUCGUGUUAACGUACCAGAGGGGAGACUGGACAGGAGCCAGGGAGUCUCCACAGACCAUACGGGAUCCACACAAGUCCAAGGAGAAAGCAAUCCUCCUGUGCAAAUUCCAAAGGAAACAGAGACCCGGGUGGAGACUCCCCCUCAAGGUAAGUCUUUAAAAGUCAAUAAAACCAAAGUCACAGUGGGCGUUCCAUUGCAUCAUAUCGAGUCUUAAAGGGACACUGUAGACACUAUAAGCAUUUCAUCUCUUUGAAUUGGUUAUAGUGCCUGGAAUGCCCUGGCACUGUCCCUCCAUUCAGUGUUGCACCAUGUUCGUGCAGUAUGCCACAAAAUAAGAGUCCCUGGCCACCCAUAGUCCGGCCCCUUCAUUAUGUGUAGCUAAGGCAGAGAUUACACACUUCCUUGUUGUCAUACCCAUUCAUACUGUCAGUUGGAACUCUGACAGGCUAAAAGCAGUCAGCUGAUACUCUCAGCCAAUCACAGCUGCCUAUUACUUCCUGUAGCGGAGAGCUAGUAUUUCAUAGCCUACCUCCACUUGUAGAUCCCAGUGAGGCUCAGGAACAAGUAGUUAUAAAUCCAUAGGCAAAGUAUCCAGCAGGCAAAACAAUACAGUAGUAUCCCAACAGCAAUCCCAAUAACUGGACGACACACAGUAUCAGGAGCAGAACUAAAGAUUUAUUCAGCCAGUGGCCUUAUAAAGAAUGCUCCCAUGGAAGGGAGGGAUUUCCAUUCAUUAGCAUAAUAGCCAAUCCUGUUCGGGUACCCUCCCACACAUCCCCUCGCCUCAACCUGCAUCAUAAUCCCCUUAUCCAGGACACCAAUUCCCCCCGUUUCUGGAUGUACCCCUAAACCUAGGGGUACCACUUUAAAUUAUACAUCUCCUGGUAGCUCUGAUCUGGGUGAACAACAUAUCCAAAAAUCACCCAGAUCAGACCAGGGGUUCGGGAAAUUCAUGGAGGGAAUAGAAUGACCGACCGCACGGGAAGAAAUAGCCGAAUUGGGCUCCAUGCGAUGGGGCCCUGCGGUCGGUCCUGGAAAAAGGGAAUGAAUUACACGAAAGCCUAGGGGAGACUGGGGAGGGUUCGCCUGAAUCCCCUCGUUUGGUUGUUUCUGUCUACUGAACGAGGGGCCGUUCGGUAGUUUGGAACCAAACGGACCGGGCUGGUGGAGGUCUCAGCGGUGUUAGCUUAGUCGAGUGUCCGUUUUGAGUUCCAGACACUCGACGGCAAAACACCGCUGUUCGGGAGUUUUAAAAUGGCCGCCGCCACGUGUUCGUUUCCCGAAUGGCGGCCAUCCCCGAGAACAAAGGAUUACUAUACAGCUUGUCAAUUACCCGUUCGCAACAAUGUUGCAACGGGUAUUUGAAGGCACACUUCACACUGGGGAGGUCUGACUGUUCGGUAGUUUCAUUCCCUUAUUUGUUAGAAUGAUUCUACCGAACAAUCAGACGAAUACAUCACAUUAAUACACAUAUACUUUGCAAUUUGACGAAUACAGUAUAAACUAACACAAGUCUCAGGACAGCCCAGUGCCAUCCGUUACACUUCCUUAUUAGCCAAAGCAGCACAGAGGUGAUGGAUUGCCGGGGACUCUUGUUUAGCAUUAAAACCUUAAAAGUUUAAAAACUGUUUAAUGCUGAAAGAAAUGAUGGUACCAGAGGACUCCAGACACUAUAACCAGUUUAAUGAGAUGAAGCAGAUACAGUGCCUACGGUGUCCCUUUAAUGAACCAAAGUAUAGUUUUUGGACACAACAUUCUGCCGUAGAUGGGAUGCCAUCCAAAUCUAUAGAUACAAGCCAGAUUUUGUAGAAUGAAUUCCAUAAACCCAGGAAUUAUAAAUUAUAUGAUGUUUGCAGGAUUGAAGUACUGUGCAUAUCUACAGGGGUAAGCUAUUUUCUAAAGAUUAAGCUACACACACCUAUUCUGAUAUACUGGUUCUUCUGAAAGAAAUUAUCUGAAAGUAAAAGAGAUACAUAUAUAUUGUUUCUGUUCUAAAACAUGGUUUAAAUGAUUAUUCUUGUUUACAGAAACCAACUUGUGUGAGUUAAAUCCCCAAAUCUGUGGUCCUGGACGCUGCGUUCCCCGCUCUGGCAGUUACGCCUGCGUAUGUAACAAUGGAUACCGGAUCAGCACACAGGGCACCCACUGUAUCGGUGAGAUGGACACAGUCUAACAGGCUGUUCUUUGUACAAUCUUCUCUUGUCUCUGAAAUGCGACAAUGAUCACGAAUUUGGCUGUAACUUUUUAAAUUCCGUAAGGAGUGAGGAACUCAUUAAUGUACUUAAAGGGUUAAAAACACUAAUAAGACUAUAAAUGCAUUAAGAGAAAGUGUUUAGUGUGUUGUUGGAAACACUGAAUUUCCAUGAAAGAGGCUGAUUCUGGUGAAAUCUAAGUACAUAACUCAUAUUCUCCAUUAUAUGAUAGUAUGUGUCCACAGGCUGCACUUGGACCAUAGUGAGCCUGACCUCUGGCUGCCAUCCACCAAUAGUCUGCUGAAUCAUAAUUACAGGUCUUAAAGCUUCUAACCUGUAGGAUAAAACGUGGAGGUAUUUAUGUAGAACAAUGGUGGGAAAUCCAAAUAUUUAGGGACUGCUACCAGUCCUGGACGUGUGUAAUUCAUGUUUUCACAGAAGAUUGUUGAAUCAUUCAUUGUUAUUCACUAAUGAGAAUUUUGGGGAAUUUACUGAAAACAAAACCAAAUUGGAAAUUUUCUUCCAAUUCAUUUAUCUGACCAGUGCCAUCCAAUCAGAGCUAUCUUACCAAGGCUAUCCGACCAGUGCCUUCCAAUCAGAGCUAUCUUACCAAGGCUAUCCGACCAGUGCCAUCCAAUCAGAGCUAUCUUACCAAGGCUAUCAGACCAGUGCUAUCUAAUCAGAGCUAUCUUACCAAGGCUAUCCGACCAGUGCUAUCUAAUCAGAGCUAUCUUACAAGGCUAUCCGACCAGUGCCAUCCAAUCAUAGCUAUCUUACCAAGGCUAUCCGACCAGUGCCAUCCAAUCAGAGCUAUCUUACCAACGCUAUCCGACCAGUGCCAUCCAAUCAGAGCUAUCUUAUAAGGUUAUCCGACCAGUGCCAUCCAAUCAGAGCUAUCUUACAAGGCUAUCCGACCAGUGCCAUCCAAUCAUAGCUAUCUUACCAAGGCUAUCCAAUCAGAGCUAUCUUACCAAGGCUAUCCGACCAGUGCCAUCCAAUCAGAGCUAUCUUACAAGGCUAUCCGACCAGUGCAAUCCAAUCAGGGCUAUCUUACAAGGGUCAUCCUACCACUGCCAUCAUACCAGGAUUAUCUGACCAGUGCCAUCCAAUCAUAGCUAUCUUACCAAGGCUAUCCGACCAGUGCAAUCCAAUCAGAGCUAUCUUACCAAGGCUAUCCGACCAGUGCCAUCCAAUCAGAGCUAUCUUACCAAGGCUAUCCGACCAGUGCCAUCCAAUCAGAGCUAUCUUACCAAGGCUAUCCAACCAGUGCCAUCCAAUCAGAGCUAUCUUACAAGGCUAUCCAACCAGUGCCAUCCAAUCAGAGCUAUCUUACAAGGCUGUCCGACCAGUGCCAUCCAAUCAGAGCUAUCUUACAAGGGUCAUCCUACCAGUGCCAUCAUACCAGGGUUAUCUGACCAGUGCCAUCCAAUCAGAGCUAUCCUCCCAGAGCUAUCCUUCUAGCUUUGACUAUAUUGUAUUAAAGUUUGCCAUUCUAUAUUUAUUCUCCACAAUUUACAGUUUAGUGAAUAAACAUCUCAAGUAUUUUCUGAAAUCACAGCUUGUUCCGAGGAGCAAUGUCCCAGGCCAAUUAUAAUCUAGUACUGAUAAAUAGGAAUGAAUGCUGGGAGUCCUCUUCACAGUAACUUUGCCACCAUUUCAUCACAGUUGCAUAACGCACAGAAGAAGAUCUGUUUUCUUUGCUACAGAUUGCAAAAUAAUUACCUGAUCUUUGCUCUGACAGAUGUGCAAAGUCAGGAAUCCUUAUUCAUUAGCAGGAUGUGCUCCUGGCAGAUGUGAGGAGGUUCAUUCACAUUCCUUCCAUCGUCAGAGCCAAUGACAUAUAUUUAAAGGGCAAAACAAUCACAAGGGAAAAGAAUUUAUAACAUUCUCCCCUUUAACCUCCAGCCUUACAUUAAAUUUUAUUUUUUUAAAUGAGCAGGCACUUUACCGUAGCCUUGGAAAUGUAUGUAUAAACGAGUUAGUAAAGAAAGUGCCUACAUUUUUCAUCUCAGGUAUUUUCUCUCUGCUAUUUUAGCGUAAAUUUCUUUCACUUUAUCGCCAUCACUCAGGGGCCAAGCAUUAUUACAAUGCUGUGUUUUUACCUGUAGCGCAGCCCCUGGACAUGUUAUGGACUGUAUCGCCUGUCACUCUUAGCCAGGCUUUCUGUAUUAAAAGAUCAGUGUUUCUGUUCUCUACUCAUCCCUCAGCAAUGCGCCCCUGGAUAAUUCACUGCUCAUCUAUAAACCCUAAACAAAACGUACCCUGACACUCCAUCCUUCUAUCCACAAAUUCCUAACAUCUUCCCCAAUCCUCAGUCCAUGUCCAGCAACUCAUUCCAGAUUCAGAGUCUGAUACAAUAUGCUCGAUAAUCUCCCUGCAGCCAUACAAAAACCCCAGGGGGAGACAGAGAAAUGUGUUUCCGUGAGAAAAAGAAUGCAUCUGCAACACAUUUAAAGGCAUACUCCGCACUCUCUCAUCACCUACGCCAGUUGCAUGAUACGAGGAGUUUCUACAUCUCUGGAAGAAAGCGGACACCGUUACCGAAGGAGGAUCAAAGUCAUUAAAAUAUCAAAACAUACCCGAAGAUGCUUUAUACCCCUUAAAGAAACACUCCAUCGUAGUGGUUAUAGUGCCAGGAGUGCACUGGCUCUGUCUAUUUUAGCACAGCAUGACAAAUUACCUGGAUCACGCUCCAUCUGCUGCAUCGGUCCUUCUCCAUCAGAACAAACUGCAUGUCGCUUUAGAGAGACCACUCUCAUUUAUCUCAGCCAGUGACUGAGGGCCUGCUUUGUUCUAUAGUGAAGUCCAGAGGCAGGUUUUCUAACCAGCAGAACCCAGGUUUGAUGUCAAACUGUGCUGAAAUGGCAUCUUACCAUAGGAUGGCACCAGGGCAGUCUUUGCAUCAAAAUCACUAUAACAUGUCCUAGAUCACCGGAGGAGGCCAUGACUCUUUGAUGACAUCGCGGGAGGAGGAGAGGUGCAGAGGAUCAAGAGGAAUAAACGCUUUUUUAAAUAAAAUGCUGCAAAUGGGUUUGGGGUGCCUGAAUAUUAUCAGUGAUAGGUGCACUAUAGCGUACGAAAGAAGAAUUUGUAUUCCUAACGCUUUUGUUUUACUUUAAGGUGACACUUACUGGGUUAUUCAGUAAAGGGGGAUUCGCCAGGAAUUCCAUUUAAAUUUAAAGUGAAUUUCAAAAUUUAGGCCAAUAGCUGAUUUAGAAAAAUUGUCUGUGUUGUUUGGCUAUUUUUGACAUAAUUUUUACACUUUGUUUGUAUUCCCACCUGUUCUCAUGUUCUAAUUUAUUAUUGCAAAAUGUUUAUUUUUAUUAUUUUGGACUUUAAUAUGAAAGUCACUUUGAAUUCCUGACCAUUCCCACUUUCAUGAAUAACUGUUCGACUUUGUCCAAAGAACGUCAGGAUCCUGCCAUAAUUGUAUCAUUUAUCUUAUUAAUAAUUAACAUUGUGUUAGUGGGCAAUGGUCAAUAUAUUAUCCUGCAAAUCCCUUGUCCUGCUUCCCUUGUGGGCCUUAGUUUGACAACUUUUUUAUUUAAACCUUUAAACCCUGAUAUUGAAAACGUAAUGAUAGGAUCUCAGACUGAGUGAAAAUGCCUCCAUUGUUCCUGUUGAAAUGAUUUCAGAUCUCCAGGUCUCUCAGUUCUCUUCCCACCCACCGAACGGUAUGAUCCAUUAUCUCUGCAGGAUUAGCCAAAAGCACACAAAGUCUUCUGUGGACGAAGUGCAUUCUCAGAUUGUCUAAAGAAAUACAAUGUCAGAAUUUUGGAAGCUGUGAACAUUCCAGCCGCUCGCAGGAGGUUGGGAGAAGAAGAAUUCUUUUUUAUAAUUAUGUUUACAAUUUAGGUUUUCCUGAAAAUUGCCUUUUACGAGGCCUGUUCAAAGAGCUCACGUUCACAUAAAUUGAGACCUGAGACCACAAAUAUUACAUGAAAACCCAAGACUUAUUUGCUAUAAUAAUUACUAAAAUGAACCAGGCCGCAGCUCCACCGAACUCUGCCACUAAAUCCAGCAAGAUCUGCUGAUGGUCAGACCAUGCCAAGUCCUAUGUGAAAUAAGUGGACAUCCGUUGGAUUCAGGGUUCAGUCUAUGGAGAGCUGCUGGGCUUAGUAUUCAGUCUAUGGGGAGCUGCUGGGUUCAGUGUUCAGUCUAUGGAGAGCUGCAGGGUUUAGUAUUCAGUCUAUGGAGAGCUGCAGGGUUCAGUAUUCAGUCUAUGGAGAGCUGCAGGGUUCAGUAUUCAGUCUAUGGAGAGCUGCAGGGUUCAGUAUUCAGUCUAUGGAGAGCUGCAGGGUUCAGUGUUCAGUCUAUGGAGAGCUGCAGGGUUCAGUAUUCAGUCUAUGGAGAGCUGCAGGGUUCAGUGUUCAGUCUAUGGAGAGCUGCAGGGUUCAGUGCUCAGUCUAUGGAGAGCUGCAGGGUUCAGUGCUCAGUCUAUGGAGAGGUGCAGGGUUCAGUGCUCAGUCUAUGGAGAUAUGCAGGGUUCAGUGCUCAGUCUAUAGAGAGCUGCAGUACUCAGUCUAUGGAGAGCUGCAGGAUUCAUUGUUCAGUCUAUGGAGAGCUGCAGGAUUCAGUGUUCAGUCUAUAGAGAGCUGCAGGGUUUAGUAUUCAGUCUAUGGAGAGCUGCAGGGUUCAGUGCUCAGUCUAUAGAGAGCUGCAGGGUUCAUUGUUCGGUCUAUGGAGAGCUGCAUGGUUCAUUGUUCAGUCUAUGGCGAGCUGCAGGGUUCAGUGCUCAGUCUAUAGAGAGCUGCAGGGUUCAGUGUUCAGUCUGUGGAGAGCUGCUGGGUUCGGUGUUCAGUCUAUGGAGAGCUGCCGGGUUCAAUAUUCAGUCUAUGGAGAGCUGCAGGGUUCAGUGUUCAGUCUAUGGAGAGCUGCUGGGUUCAGUAUUCAGUCUAUGGAGAGCUGCAGGGUUCAUUGUUCAGUCUAUGGAGAGCUGCUGGGUUCAGUAUUCAGUCUAUGGAGAGCUGCAGGGUUCAGUGUUCAGUCUAUGGAGAGCUGCAGGGUUCAGUGUUCAGUCUAUGGAGAGCUGCAGGGUUCAGUAUUCAGUCUAUGGAGUGCUGCAGGGUUUAGUAUUCAGUCUAUGGAGAGCUGCAGGGUUCAGUGCUCAGUCUAUAGAGAGCUGCAGGGUUCAUUGUUCAGUCUAUGGAGAGCUGCAUGGUUCAUUGCUCAGUCUAUGGAGAGCUGCUGGGUUCAGUAUUCAGUCUAUGGAGAGCUGCUGGGUUCAGUAUUCAGUCUAUGGAGAGCUGCAGGGUUCAGUAUUCAGUCUAUGGAGAGCUGCUUGGUUCAUUGUUCAGUCUAUGGAGAGCUGCAGGGUUCAGUGCUCAGUCUAUGGAGAGCUGCAUGGUUCAGUGCUCAGUCUAUAGAGAGCUGCAGGGUUCAGUGUUCAGUCUAUGGAACGCUGCUGGGUUCAGUGCUCAGUCUAUGGAACGCUGCUGGGUUCAGUGCUCAGUCUAUGGGGAGCUGCAGGUCUCAGUGUUCAGUCUAUGGAACGCUGCAGGGUUCAAUGUUCAGUCUGUGGAGAGCUGCAGGUUCAGUGUAGGAUUUAAUGUGAGCUGCAGGGUUCAGUGUUGGAUUUAAUGUGAGCUGCUGGGUUCAGUGUAGGAUUUAAUGUGAGCUGCUGGGUUCAGUGUAGGAUUUAAUGUGAGCUGUGAGGUUCAGUGUAGGAUUUAAUGUGAGCUGUGAGGUUCAGUGUUGGAUUUAAUGUGAGCUGUGGGGUUCAGUGUUGGAUUUAAUAUGAUCUGCUGGGUUCAGUGUAGGAUUUAAUGUGAGCUGUGAGGUUCAGUGUAGGAUUUAAUGUGAGCUGUGAGGUUCAGUGUUGGAUUUAAUGUGAGCUGUGGGGUUCAGUGUUGGAUUUAAUAUGAUCUGCUGGGUUCAGUGUUGGAUUUAAUGUGAGCUGCAGGGUUCAGUGUAGGAUUUAAUGUGAGCUGCGGGGUUCAGUAUAGGAUUUAAUGUGAGCUGCUGGGUUCAGCGUUGGAUUUAAUGUGAGCUGCGGGGUUCAGUGUAGGAUUUAAUGUGAGCUGCAGGGUUCAGUGUAGGAUUUAAUGUGAGCUGCAGGGUUCAGUGUUGGAUUUAAUGGGAGCUGCGGGGUUCAGUGUAGGAUUUAAUGUGAGCUGCUGUGUUCAGUGUAGGAUUUAAUGUGAGCUGCAGGGUUCAGUGUAGGAUUUAAUGUGAGCUGCAGGGUUCAGUGUAGGAUUUAAUGUGAGCUGCAGGGUUCAUUGUAGGAUUUAAUGUGAGCUGCGGGGUUCAGUGUAGGAUUUAAUGUGAGCUGCAGGGUUCAGUGUAGGAUUUAAUGUGAGCUGCGGGGUUCAGUGUAGGAUUUAAUGUGAGCUGCUGGGUUCAGUGUAGGAUUUAAUGUGAGCUGCUGUGUUCAGUGUAGGAUUUAAUGUGAGCUGCGGGGUUCAGUGUAGGAUUUAAUGUGAGCUGCAGGGUUCAGUGUAGGAUUUAAUGUGAGCUGCGGGGUUCAGUGUUGGAUUUAAUGUGAGCUGCGGGGUUCAGUGUUGGAUUUAAUGUGAGCUGCGGGGUUCAGUGUAGGAUUUAAUGUGAGCUGCGGGGUUCAGUGUUGGAUUUAAUGUGAGCUGCGGGGUUCAGUGUAGGAUUUAAUGGGAGCUGCGGGGUUCAGUGUAGGAUUUAAUGGGAGCUGCAGGGUUCAGUGUAGGAUUUAAUGGGAGCUGCGGGGUUCAGUGUAGGAUUUAAUGGGAGCUGCAGGGUUCAGUGUAGGAUUUAAUGUGAGCUGCAGGGUUCAGUGUAGGAUUUAAUGUGAGCUGCAGGGUUCAUUGUAGGAUUUAAUGUGAGCUGCGGGGUUCAGUGUAGGAUUUAAUGUGAGCUGCAGGGUUCAGUGUAGGAUUUAAUGUGAGCUGCGGGGUUCAGUGUAGGAUUUAAUGUGAGCUGCAGGGUUCAGUGUAGGAUUUAAUGGGAGCUGCGGGGUUCAGUGUAGGAUUUAAUGGGAGCUGCAGGGUGCAGUGUAGGAUUUAAUGGGAGCUGCGGGGUUCAGUGUAGGAUUUAAUGGGAGCUGCGGGGUUCUUUGUUCAGUCUAUAGAGAGAUACAAGUUCAGUGUUCUCUUCUGAGAACUGUAGGACUCGUGUAAUACAGACUGGAUACCUACUAAUUUCCUCUGUUUGAAAGGAGGAAUGUUUCUCCCCACUAGUGUAUCGCAAGCCAUAUGAAUGCCUGCAGGUUCAGGGAUGCAAUUUCCCUAGAAUUCCUUUACGUCUUUGAAAAGUUGCAGUGAUUUAGUAAGUGAAAUGACCGGCAUUUCUGUAUUUCUACCACUAGGUGGCACAAUUUUCAACCUGUUCAAUGGCCUUAAAAUAUAGUCUGUUAAAUUAACCCCUUUAUAACCAAAUUAUUUUUAUUUAAACACAUUUAAGCAUAACAUUUAUUUAAAAUACAGAAUUGCAAAUUAGAUUUCCUGCAAUUCUACACAUAGAUUGCAUAGUAUAAAUAUGUAUUUGUUUUUUAAUUAACGAUUGUGGAGAAUGAAGUAUUAUUAUUAUUAUUUAUAUUUAUUUAUCAAAUAUUUUACCAGAAUGGAUACAUUGAGAUUUCUCGGAUUUUCAAGUAUGUCCUGGGUCCACUAAACAUUGCAUUGUUAUAUGGCGUCUUUAAGAACUAAUGAGACAAUAUAUUGCACAGACGCUGCUCAAACAAGCUUUCAACCUAGAGAUUAUAUAGUACAGAUUUUCUUACUAUGCAAAUAAGCAAUGGUCCAAUAUUAAUCUUGUAAUAUAUAAGCAAUAAAAACAAAAAAUCUCCAUCAGUAUGCAUACGUGAUCGUUGCAUAUGCUCGUAUACAGUAAAUACAGAUGCCGAGUUAAAAUCAGGCACCUGUGUUUACAUACUAUUAUUAUAAUUAUUGAUCAAGUGCCAACAAAUUCUGCAGCGCUGUACAAUAGGUGGACUAGCAGACAAAGCAGAUUUGCAUCAAGACGAGUUGGAUCCACAGGAACUAAAAUGGCAAUUACUAUCAUUAGCUAUUACCAGAGGUUUCCAUGCUACAAAUGUUCAUGUUUAAUGACUGGUAUUCACUUCUGACAAAAGUUUUCAAGUUUUUUAAUGCGAGAUGAUAAACUCUAAAGUAGCACUGGUUUCCAUACUAGAUGGUAAAAAUGUCCACCUGUCACUACGUAAAUAAAAAAGACACCUGCCUCGUUUAGGUAUAAAGAGGAAAAGUGUUGAUUUUAAUACAUCCUAGAGCAUUUAUUCUAUAUUUAUUUUUUAUUUUUUUUGACACUCUUUAUUUUGACUUUUAGCAUGGAUACAGUUUGUCAGUUUUUGAACAAAGUAGAGUACAGAGUAUCAACGUAUAAGAUAUAUAAUAUCCAACAGGAUUGAAACAGUAUUUAAACACAUCAAACCACGUAGGACCUUAGAACAGUCGACAUGCUACAAUGGGUGAGGCCUAGAUGGUGGCAUUGUAGUGUAAGGCUGGUUCUUUCACGCACUAUGGUUGGGUGCGGUGGUCAUUGUCUCUCUAGAAACCUGCAGUGGUGUAGGGCAGUCCAGAUCGUGGCUUCCUGGCUUCUGAGAGCGUACCAGUAAGCUGACAUAGUCACAGUCAACUGUCCGGGGAAUUAAACGGAGACCGAUGUCCAGUUCGUCAGAGACCCGCUCAAGGCUACAUGGACGAGUGUCUGCAGCCAAGGGGGUCACCAGAGAGGUCGGAUCUCGGUCAGCCUUCCGUCUAUCAGUCGAAGCUGGUGGGUGAGAAGGGGGGGUUGUAGGAAGGAGAGGGGGGUGGGUGGGACGGGGGGCUCCCGGCUCCCCGCCCCGCCCGCUGAGAGGUACCACAGCCAGGGCGUCCAAGUGCGAGUAAAUUUCUCUUGCCUAUCAUGUAGUGCUGCUGUAAGGGAUUCUAUGUUGUAUAGUUCUCCCACCUUGUCAAUCCACUGUUGGAGCGUGGGCGCAUCUUUGUGUCUCCACCUUGUAGGGACCAGUGCAAUGGAUGCUGUCAGUAGGUGUUUUAUUAGAGAUUUCUUGUAUACUGAGAGGGUCAUGUCAGUGUGAUGGAGGAUCAUGGUGAGGGGUUGUAGUGGAAGGGCAAUAUCUGUGAUUUGUUUAAUGGUCUCUUGGAUCAUUGCCCAGAAGGGGGCGAUGCUGGGGCAGCUCCACCAGAUGUGGAGGGCAAAGCCAUCGGCAUCGCCACAUCUCCAACAAUCCCCGGGUAUCUCUGAGUUUAUACGGUGCAGAAUAUCUGGGGUUCUAUACCAGUGUGUGAGGAUCUUAAAACUGGUCUCCUGAAGUUUGGAGCUGAUGGAACAUUUAUGUAUUAGAAUAAAAAUCUUGUCCCAUUCCUGUUCUGUGAGCGUGGUUCCUGUCUCUGUUUCCCAUCUAGUUAUGUAUCUUGGGUGCGUCAGGUUUUCUCCAGUGGUGAGAAGUGCGUAUAGUGUAGAAACGCCCCUGUCAGGGUGAGCCAUUGUGGUGCAGAGUGUUUCAAACUGUGUGGGGGUUCUGUGGAGGCACUGUUUGUUCGGGAAGGUCGCAUAAUACGCCCGUAUUUGAAGGUAAUGGAAGUGGUCUAGGCCCCAAGGAUAAUUGUCAGAGAGAGGCUUGAGCUGGUCCCCCUGCAUUAUGUGGUGGAAGCUGAGCCAGUCAGAGUCAGUGUAUGUGUGCAGGUCUGCAGGCGCUAGUCCCCCUCUAACCCCCGGGUUGUGUGUGAUGGAGUUGGUGCGUUGGUGCGAGUACCGCACCGUGCACCAGACUCGUAGCGUUGCAUCAAUCAUUGGGUUGUGUGAGGGAUCCAAGCCACAGGCGGGAGGGGAGAGUUCCGUCCGACUGGGUGAGUUCCAUGGGAACCCAUAAUUUAGCCGUGUGGCGUACGUGCCAGUCCACAAUCCUAAAUAAGUGGGAGGCAUGGUAAUAUCCCAGGAAGGAAGGGAGGCCAGCUCCCCCACUGCUUUGGGGCGUUCUAGGAGCGCCUUGCUCACCCUUCUCGCCUUCCUGUUCCACACGAAUUGCCGGAUCACCUUGGAGAGAGAUUAGAAAAAGGCUCUUGGUAUGGAGAUGUGUAUCGCUUGGAACAGAAAUAGGAGGCGCGGUAAAACAUUCAUUUUAACGACGUUAAUCCGGCCGAACCAGGAGACGUAGCGGUUCCUCCAGUGGCGUAGAUCAGACUGCAGGACUGCGAGAAUGGUGAGGAAGUUAAACUGGUAUAGGAGGUUUAGGUCGUUAGGUCAGAUCCAGAUCCCUAGGUAUUUAAGCUUGUUGUCGCACCAUGAGAAAUGGAUAUAUUUAUUUUAUGUAUAUUUAGUGCAAACACUAAGGGCAACUUGCUCAGAGAUCGCAGGGAAAGCAUAAAUAUUUGUCUAGUAUUCGUGAUAAUUUGGCGAGCCAGGUCUGAUUUAUUACACACAGUCUAAGUUGUAUAUAUUUCUCAAUAAAAAUGUAACAAAAAAGUAAACACAGAAAAUAAAUAUUUCGAAUAAUUAUAAUCAUUCGUCAGAAACUACAUCACUAACCAGUCGCUCCUUUUUGUUUGCUGUCCAACUAGCAGCUUGAUAUAUCCUGUAGCAGCGGGUUUGAAACGUAGAACCCAGCUGUUCUUGAACUAUGGUUCCAUGAGGCUUUGCAUGUUCUACCUUUUGGCUAGCCCUGCUUUGGGUGAGCAAGGGCCUGGUGUUCCAUAAUCCUCACUAGGUAGUUGUCCACAGGAUCACUAAAAGGCGCCAGUGGGUAACUUGUGAUAGUCGGUAAUAUAGAAACAUAAAAACAUAGAAUGUGACGGCAGCUAAGAACCAUUCGGCCCAUCUAGUCUGCCCAAUUUUCUAAAAACUUUCAUUAGUCCCUAGCCUUAUCUUGUAGUUAGGAUAACCUUAUGCCUAUCCCAUGCAUGCUUAAACUCCUUUACUGUGUUAACCUCUACCACUUCAGCAGGAAGGCUAUUCCAUGCAUCCACUACCCUCUCAGUAAAGUAAUACUUCUUGAUAUUAUUUUUAAACCUUUGUCCCUCUAAUUUAAGACUAUGUCCUCUUGUUGUGGUAGUUUUUCUUCUUUUAAAUAUAGUCUCCUCCAUUACUGUGUUGAUUCCCUUUAUAUAUUUAAAUGUUUCUAUCAUAUCCCCUGUCUCGUCUUUCCUCCAAGCUAUACAUGUUAAGAUCCUUUAACCUUUCCUGGUAAGUUUUAUCCUGCAAUCCAUGAACCAGUUUAGUAGCCCUUCUCUGAACUCUCUCUAAGGUAUCAAUAUCCUUCUGAAGAUACGGUCUCCAGUACUGUGUACAAUACUCCAAGUGAGGUCUCACCAGUAUUCUGUACAAUGGCAUGAGCACUUCCCUCUUUCUACUGCUAAUACCUCUCCCUAUACAACCAAGCAUUCUGCUAGCAUUUCCUGCUGCUCUAUUACAUUGUCUGCCUACCUUUAAGUCAUCAGAAAUAAUCACCCCUAAAUCCCUUUCCUCAUAUGUUGAGGUUAGAAUUCUAUCAAAUAUUCUGUACUCUGCCCUUGGGUUUUUACGUCCAAGAUGCAUUAUCUUGCACUUAUCCACAUUAAAUGUCAGUUGCCACAAUUCUGACCAUUUUUCUAGUUUACCUAAAUCAUUUGUCAUUUGGCUUAUCCCUCCUGGAACAUCAACCCUGUUACAUAUCUUAGUAUCAUCAGCAAAAAGACAUACCUUACCAUCAAGACCUUCUGCAAUAUCACUAAUAAAAAUAUUAAAGAGAAUGGGUCCAAGUACAGAUCCCUGAGGUACCCCACUGGUGACAAGUCCAAGCUUCGAAUAUAUUCCAUUAACUACAACCCUCUGUUGCCUGUUACUCAGCCACUGCCUUACCCAUUAUUACCCCUUGGGGGCUCUAUGCCUUGCCUGAAAUGUAUUUAACAUAACACAGAACUAUCAAGGAGAAAUGGAUUGAUGGAUGGAUAAUUAGCUUCAUAGAGAUCUAGAAAAACAAUCUGCACAUGAGUUACCCUUUGUGGGCCAGGUUGGUAAUGAACACAUACCAUCUCAUUGUUCCUUUAAAAUGUGCAUUUAAAAAAAAAAAAAAAAAAAAGGCUAUAAAUACCUGCUUUUCUCCAUAGAUGUGGAUGAAUGUCGUCAGAGGCAAAGUCCCUGUGCCAAUGGGCGAUGUGAGAACACCAUUGGCAGCUACCGCUGUGCCUGUUCCACCGGAUUCCGCACCAAUCCACAAGGCACGGAGUGCACAGGUAAGACUUCUUCCCCCUCAUUCCCACACUAACUAGAUUCACCGGCAGAAUUUAAUACAUUGACUGCCUCUGAGAGACCAUCUAUACUGUGCCAAGAAAUCUACCUAUAGCUAUAAAGCAGAGUUGUGAGGACCCCUUAAGGACCAAGUAUAACACUUGUCAUCACAAUCUUAUUCUUAAAGACUUUAUACCAGUAUUGAAUGGAGAAGAUUCAUUGGAUAUACCCUGUGUAAUAUAGCAGCGUUCUGGAAUGAUGGGUUCAUAAUUUUUAUGUGGCUCCAGGUAUUCCUUUUCUUUGAAUACUUUGUGUUGCAGACAUUGAUGAAUGUAGCUCCGAACAACAACUCUGCUCCAGUGGUCAGUGCCAGAAUACUCCCGGCAGCUACCGCUGCCUGUGCUUAUCCGGAUUCACCCUCAGCCCACAGGGAACCAACUGCAUUGGUAACGUAUGACUCCCUGCUACUUGAAACUACUAGUGACAAUAUCUGUUGGGUGGAUGGAUGGAUGCAUGCAUAAAUGGUUGGAAGGAUCGGUGAAUGAAUGGAUCGAUGAAUGGAGAGGUGGAUGGAUCAAUGAAUGGACAGGUAAAUGGAUGGAAUCUAAAAAUGGACAGGUUAAUGGAUGUAUCUAUGAAUGAACAGAUGAAUGAAUGGAUGGAUGGAUCGAUGAAUGGACAGGUAAAUGGAUGGAUGGAUGGAUCUAUGAAUAGAUUGAUAGAUCGAUGAAUAGAUAGGUAAAUGGAUCAAUGAAUGGACAGGUGGAUGGAUCGAUGAAAGGACAGGUAAAUGGAUGGAUGGAUCUAAGAAUGGACAGGUGAAUGGAUGAAUCGAUGAAUGGACAGGUGAAUGGAUGAAUCGAUGAAUGGACAGGUGAAUGGAUGGAUCCAUGUAUGGACAGGUGAAUGGAUGGAUCGAUGAAUGGACAGGUAAAUGGAUGGAUCGAUGAAUGGACAGGUGAAUGGAUGGAUCUAUAAAUGGAUUGAUGGAUCGAUGAAUAGACAGAUGGAUGGAUCAAUGAAUGGACAGGUAGAUGGAUUUAAGAAUGGACAGGUGAAUGGAUGGAUCGAUGAAAGAAUAGGUAAAUGGAUGGAUGGACAGGUAAAUGGAAUGAAUGGACAGGUAAAUGGAUGGAUGGAUCUAAGAAUGGACAGGCAGAUGGAUGGAUCUAAGAAUGGACAGGCGAAUGGAUGGAUCGAUGAAGGGACAGGUGAAUGGAUGGAUCGAUGUAUGGACAAGUAAAUGAAUGGAUGGAUGAAUGGACAGGUGGAUGGAUGAAUGGACAGGUGAAUGGAUGGAUGGAUGAAUGGGCAGGUGAAUGGAUGGAUGGAUGAAUGGGCAGGUGAAUUGAUGGAUGAAUGGACAGGUGAAUUGAUGGAUGAAUGGACAGGUGGAUGGACGGAUCGAUGAAUGUACAGAUGAAUGGAUGGAUCGAUGAAUGGAUGAAUUCGUAGGUGGACAAAUGGACAGGUGAAUGGAUGGACAGGUGAAUGGAUGGAUGGAUCGAUGAAUGGACAGGUGAAUGAAUGGAUGGAUCGAUGAAUGGACAGGUGGAUGGAUGGAUCAAUGAAUGGACAGGUGGAUAUAUGGAUCAAUGAAUGGACAGGUGGAUGGAUCAAUGAAUGUACAGGUGAAUGGAUGGAUAGAUGAAUGGAUGGAUCGAUAAAUGGACAGGUGAAUGGAUUGAUGGAUCGAUAAAUGGACAGGUGAAUGGAUUGAUGGAUCGAUAAAUGGACAGGUGAAUGGAUUAAUGGAUCGAUAAAUGGACAGGUGAAUGGAUUGAUGGAUGGAUGAAUGGACAGGUGAAUGGAUGGAUGAAUGGACAGGUGAAUGGAUCUUUGAAUGGACAUGUGAAUGGAUGGAUCUUUGAAUGGACAGGUGAAUGUAUAGGUCUUUGAAUGGACAGGUGAAUGGAUGAAUGGAUUGAUGGAUCAAAAAAUGGACACGUGAAUUGAUGGAUGAAUGGACAGGUGAAUUGAUGGAUGAAUGGACAGGUGGAUGGACGGAUCGAUGAAUUGUACAGAUGAAUGGAUGGAUGGAUGGAUGAAUGGAUGAAUUCGUAGGUGGAUGGAUGGAUGGAUGAAUGGACAGGUGAAUGGAGGUAUGGAUGAAUGGACAGGUGAAUGGAUGAAUAAAUGAACAAGUAGAUGGAUGGAUGGAUUGAUGAAUGGACAGGUGAAUGGAUGGAUGAAUGGACAGGUGAAUGGAGGUAUGAAUGAAUGGACAGGUGAAUGGAUGAAUAAAUGAACAAGUAUAUGGAUGGAUGGAUCUAUGAAUGGACAGGUGAAUGGAUGGAUGAAUGGAAAGGUAAAUGGAUGGAUGAAUGGACAGGUGAAUGGAGGUAUGAAUGAAUGGACAGGUGAAUGGAUGAAUAAAUGAACAAGUAGAUGGAUGGAUGGAUUGAUGAAUGGACAGGUGAAUGGAUUGAUGGAUGGAUCUAUGAAUGGACAGGUGAAUGGAUGGAUGGAUAAAUGGACAGGUGAAGUGAUGGAUGGAUGAAUGGACAGGUGAAUGGAUGGAUGGAUCCAUGGACAGAUGAAUGGACGGAUCGAUGAAUGGAUGGAUCGAUGGAGAAUGGACAGGUGAAUGAAUGGAUGGAUCCAUGGAUGGACAGGUGAAUGGAUGGAUCCAUGAAUGGGCAGGUGAAUGAAUCAAUGAGUGAAUGGAUGGGUCCAUGAAUGGAUAGGUGAAUGGAUGGAUGGAUUGAUUAAUGGAUUUAAUGGAUUAAUGACUGGACAGGUGAAUGGAUGGAUCUAUGAAUGGAAAGGAGACUGGAUGGAUGGAUGAAUGGACAGGUGAAUGGAUUGAUGGAUCAAUAAAAGGACAGGUGAAUGGAUGUAUGGAUGCAUGAAUGAAUGAACAGGUGAAUGAAUGGACAGGUGAUUGGAUCGAUGGAUCUAUAAAUGGACAGGUGAAUGGAUGGAUGAAUGGACAGGUGAAUGGAGGUAUGGCUGAAUGGACAGUGUAGCGGGCCUGCUGACAACUCGCCCAGUUGUCCUUGUUCAGCCACGUCUUGUCCCUGGAAGGGAAUCAGUUAUAGUACGGAGAGACCCACCCAGUAACCGGAACGACACACAGUCCUGGGAGGUACAACAACAACUUUUUUGGCCACACUCAACUUUAUACUUUCACCAUGCAAGGGGUGGAUCACAUAUAACGAAAUGUCCCCUCCGAGGGUUCUUCCCCUCCCAGGGGUCGCAUAACGGAACCGGGACCCCAAUCCCUUUGUCCCCUGUUCCCGCCACUCGGUAUCCCCUCCCAGGGUCCUUGCCCUCCCAGGGGUCUCCUGACGGAACCAGAACUCCAGUCCUUUUGUCCCCUGUACCCGCCACCCAUCCUCAGGGUUUCCCACCUCCGGUGACCAGGGGGUCUUUAUCCCAUGAACCUCUGUACCUGGGAGUCCCAGUGUGGGAAUGCUUCCCGCCUCUGUGACUCCCAGUCACAGAAAGUCCGCCAAACCGCCAUUGUCCCCGCCAAUCUCAGGGACCCCCAGAACGUUAACAGCCUCCGCUCGUGGGGUACCUGGGUGAAGCUGUAGUAGAUUAUUUUCUGCAAACCAAUUAGUUUGAAUGACUAUCUGUUCCUGUCCAAAUUAAAGAUAAUAAAGUUGCGUGCACGCAGAAGUAAAUUCACACUGAAUCACAGAGUUCAGGUUAAUGAAAGAACUUCGGAGAAGUUUAAUGGCUUCUAACAGAAAAUGGGUGCGCAGACCCUUAUAAAGGCAUUUUUACAUCACUGAAGAAUUAAAGAUAACAGCAAAUAGACACUAUUGAUUGGUCCAGGUGUUAAGUGGUUAGUUAGAUGCCCUCCCAUCCAGAGGUGAUGUCAUCCUUGACACGGGAGUGGACACAAGAUGUAGGCGCCAUCUUGUUAGCACGAGGUGUUCACUCGAUGGGAGGGGUGCUUUGGCAGCCAUUUUGAAUAGUUAGUAUUGUUAGUUUCAAGGUUCUUUUAGUAAAUACACAUUUUAUUAUUCAGCACAUUUCUUCCUGCCAAAGCAUUAGCUUAGAUAAUUUCUAUAAUUCUAUAAUUCUACAACAAAGCCAGGCAAGAGAAGUGCCUCCUUUUGGGGCACGAAUGCUUCCCUUGCGAUUUCACACUUAUGUUGCAAGUUGCCAACGUUCUAAAUGAUUGGUGUGAACACUCCAAGGGGCACUCGGGAGGUCCCCGUUUGAGAACCGGGUGAGAAGCAAUCCACGAAUGCUCGCGCCUAGGCUUCCCUUGCGGUUUGUGCUUUCGACACCUUGCAUUGUGUGAACGUUCUAAGACAACAUUCUAAAUGAGGUUUCGUGGUGGUCCCCGUCCGGGAAGCGAACAGAGCCCAUUCGCAUUGAGCUCUCCCGAAUGGGGAGAAGGUAAAACACACAAAUACAACACAAUACAGGGGAAACACAGGGAAUAUCUCAUAGCAAUUCACGAACAGGCAGUGGUCCCGCCACAGAUAGGUUAAUGGAUGGAUGAAUGGACAGGUGGAUGGAUCUAUGAAUGGAUUGAUGGAUCGAUGAAUGUAUGGAUGGAUCUAUGAAUGGACAGGUGAAUGGGUUGAUGGAUCGAUGAAUGGACAGGUGAAUGGAUUGAUGAAUGUAAUGGCUACCCAGGUAGUAAGGGGGUAUCUGCCGUUGGAGACGUCCUUUUAAUGGCAAGCUGCUGUGUAGUAAUGGAGUUCUUAUUUCCAUCCACGAGAUCCAAGGGUAGAGUCAGGCAUACUGUAAAAUGGAGCAGAGUAACUGUACAAUAAAUCCCCUUCCAAGAACGAGACAAGACUACGUUUUGAAGGGUCAAGCAGAACUGAUGUUUAUUGACAGGGGUCUCCUUUUAUGCAAUGCUGCCCUGGAAAGGGCUACACCUUCAUAAUUAACACAAUACCCAAUCACACACAUGGUACAACCCCCACGUCUCCUCCCCUCAGAUAAACAUUUAACAUAAUUAUAACACACACAAUUUUACCCAAGUUCUGGAUGUACCCCAAAACCAGGGGGUACACCCUUAAAUCCAGUAUCCCCAGAUAGCUCUUGUUCAGGGGAACAACUUAUCAAAAAUCCAGCUCAUUUGGUUAAAGCGUUCGGGAGUUAUGGGUCUUGACCGACCGCACAGACUUUCUAGCCGAAAAUAGUUCCACAAGUUUUGGCCUUGCGGUCGGUCCCCGUUCGUGCAUUGAAAACACACGAAAAUCUUGCCAUCCACAGCUAUCUUGACGUUCGCCGGAAUCCCCAUGCAUGGUUUAAUCUUUCUACCGAACGGCCAGCUGUUCGGUAGUUUCAGCACGAAUCUACGUUGUCACGGAGGUCUCAGCGGUGUUCGCCUGUUUGCAUAUCCGUUUUUAGUUCCACACGAUUGAUGGCAAAACACCGCUGUUCGUGCGUAAGAUGACCGCAAACACGUGCAAAGUCUCGAAAUGGCGGCCACCUAUACUUUACACAAAGGAUUCGUGCUGAACCAUGCGAACGGCUGUGUCAGUCUGGGAGUUAAAAUAUCACUUAACUUUACUUCAGGGUGGUCCGGUGUUCGGUAGUUUGGAUUCGUUUGGGGCAAUAGUGGUUCGCAUAAAACAGGCAAGUUGGUUCUUUUGUAUAUCCAGGUUAUGUAUUGUUAAAGGAGUCCAGGCAGAAAUUGUAAUCCUGUUACAAUGAAUGAAUGGAUGGAUCUAUGAAUGGAUUGAUGGAUGGAUGAAUGGACAGGUGAAUGGAUUGAUGGAUGGAUGAAUGGACAGGUGAAUGAAUGGAUUGAUGGAUGGAUGAAUGGAUGGAUCGAUAAAUGGACAGGCUAAUGGAUUGAUGGAUCGAUGAAUGUACAGGCGAAUGAAUUGAUGGAUGGAUGAAUGGACAGGUGAAUGGAUACACAAAUGUAAUUACAGAUAUAUGUUCAUGUGUCAAGGACCUUGUCGUUUUUGUAAGGCGGUAUAUGAAAUUUAAAUAGUCCUGCACCUGGCAUACCCGGGGCGUUUUGCCAUCCUCCAGACUCCAGUUGGCCAGUGGUUGAACCAUAUGGAAUUUUAUAUCUAGAUCACACUCGUGGACUUACUGUGUGUUGUGCUUGUUAUAUCUCAUCUUUAUUAGACAUUGAUGAAUGCCGUCUAACCACAAGACGUUUGUGCCAGAAUGGCCGCUGUGAAAAUACUCCUGGAAGCUUUCUAUGUGUCUGUCCAGCAGGAUUUGCUGUAAAUACUCAGGGCACAGAUUGCCAAGGUGAGUUAAUGCUCACUUCACUCCUUCACAAUAACACUAGAAGGGUGUUACUUAGGGCCCCUAUUCGCCGCUCAUGGGUGGAGCCGGAGGGGAGACAAUAGGUCUGCCCCUUUUUGUCACUUAGGGCCCCCACGCACCGCUCAUGGGUUUUGGUCAGUGCGGUAGACAAUAGUGCCCCCCCUUUUGUGACUUAGGACCCCCACCUGCCACUCAUAGGUGGGAGCCAGGGGGAGACAAUAGGUGUUUCCCCCUUUUGUCUCUUGGAACCCCCAACAGUCGAUCGUGGGUGGGGAGCCGGAUGAGGGGAGACAAUAGGUGUCAUCCUCCUUUGGUCACUUAAGUCACCCACCCGCUGCACAUUUUUACUUAGUAUUAGUAAAGUUGGCUGAAAGAUCAAUUUUGGUCUUUACGCUUUUUAGUAGAUAGCUCCCUAAUACUAUGGGAAUUAGGCAACUAUCUACUAAGCAGCUGCAAGAUGCAGCCGCAGCAAGAAUCGGAUUGGAAUUGCAUUAUUUUGGAUUAAAUUCCAAAUAGAAAAAAAUUACAGAAUUUCGUCUCAACACGAAUGGUCAAAUUGUACACAUUCUGUUAGGACUAAAUAUGGUGAAUUCUCCAGCCCCCAGUCUACAUGACAGGACGUUCAAAAGGUGAAUGAAGCAACACGAAGGAGGGAACAUUUUCUUUGACCACUGGAAAUGGAGCUGAAUUAGGCUCCUCCUUUUAAAGAAAACUAGAUCAGAUAGGAAGAAAAGAAGAACAGAUUCUGAGAGAGAAAAAGGAAGCGAUUGGGGAAAGGUUACUUGGGCAUGACAGUGCCGCUUUAAAGGACUUCUUGUUCUCAAUGCUAUAUUUAGGGAUUGUGGGCGUCCUGCUGCAAUAGUGUAAUUACGUUCUACACGUGGACUUUACAUUCCAGUAAUUUUACUGGUGUAUGAUAUAAUUUCAGUGUUAUUAUUAUUAUUGCCAUUUAUAUAGAGCCACCAGAUUCCGUAGCUUUACAAUAUUAUAAGGUGGGGGUGGGGGAUUUAGCUAUAAAUAGGACAAUUACAAGAAAACUCACAGGAACGAUAGGUUGAAGAGGACCCUGCUCAAACGAGCUUACAUUCUAUAGGAGAUUGACUAGAAUCAUGCUAAUAGCUCAUAACUGGUUCUACUGAUUCAAAUGGAGGUUUAUGGUUAUCAUUAGACCUCCAUGGAAUAUGUCAUAAACUGUGAUUCCCAUCAUCUUCAGAAAAAAAAGGUUUUCAUAUAAAUGCAUUUGUUUUAUGCCAAAUAUGUGUCUUCCCCAACACAGACAUAGAUGAAUGUCGCCAGACGCCUCGUCUGUGCGGUUCUGGUAGAUGCCAGAACACUCCCGGAAGUUACCGCUGCUCCUGCUCAUUGGGUUACCGAAUGACACCGCAAGGCAGUGACUGCAUUGGUAAGGACAGGCUAAGGAAAGAAACACGUUACUGUCAUUAGUACACUGGGACCCUGGGAGGGACUGACCAUUAAACAUGUCACUGUCAUUAGUACACCGUGACCCUGGGAGGGACUGACCAUUAAACAUGUCACUGUCAUUAGUACACUGUGACCCUGGAAGGGACUGACCAUUAAACAUGUCACUGUCAUUAGUACACUGUGACCCUGGGAGGGACCGACCAUUAAACAUGUCACUGUCAUUAGUACACUGUGACCCUGGGAGGGACUGACCAUUAAACAUGUCACUGUCAUUAGUACACUGUGACCCUGGGAGGGACUGACCAUUAAACAUGUCACUGUCAUUAGUACGCUGUGACCCUGGGAGGGACUGACCAUUAAACAUGUCACUGUCAUUAGUACACUGUGACCCUGGGAGGGACUGACCAUUAAACAUGUCACUGUCAUUAGUACACUGUGACCCUGGGAGGGACUGACCAUUAAACAUGUCACUGUCAUUAGUACACUGUGACCCUGGGAGGGACCGACCAUUAAACAUGUCACUGUCAUUAGUACACUGUGACUCUGGGAGGGACCGAUCAUUAAACAUGUCACUGUCAUUAGUACCCUGUGACCCUGGGAGGGACUGAUCAUUAAACAUGUCACUGUCAUUAGUACCCUGUGACCCUGGGAGGGACUGACCAUUAAACAUGUCACUGUCAUUAGUACCCUGUGACCCUGGGAGGGACUGACCAUUAAACAUGUCACUGUCAUUAGUACGCUGUGACCCUGGGAGGGACAGACCAUUAAACAUGUCACUGUCAUUAGUACACUGUGACCCUGGGAGGGACAGACCAUUAAACAUGUCACUGUCAUUAGUACACUGUGACCCUGGGAGGAACUGACCAUUAAACAUGUCACUGUCAUUAGUACACUGUGACCCUGGGAGGGGCUGACCAUUAACCAUGUCACUGUCAUUAGUACACUGUGACCCUGGGAGGGACUGACCAUUAAACAUGUCACUGUCAUUAGUACACCGUGACCCUGGGAGGGACCGACCAUUAAACAUGUCACUGUCAUUAGUACACUGUGACCCUGGGAAGGACCGACCAUUAAACAUGUCACUGUCAUUAGUACACUGUGACCCUGGGAGGAACUGACCAUUAAACAUGUCACUGUCAUUAGUAUACUGUGACCUUGGGAGGGACUGACCAUUAAACAUGUCACUGCCAUUAGUACACUGUGACCCUGGGAGGGACUGACCAUUAAACAUGUCACUGUCAUUAAAAUUUAUAGUAUGUCCGGUUCCAUAUCUAAUACCCAAUGUCUGUUUCCUUUAUGUUAACAGAUAUCAAUGAAUGUGAGAAUCCAGCCGUCUGUAUUGGGCAGGAAUGUGUUAACACUCUGGGGUCCUUCGAAUGCCGCCACUGCCUUCCUGGGUACAAACUUCAGAACCGGCGCUGCGUUGGUGGGUACCAACUUUCUGAAAUUCAGGGCUCAUUGGAUGUUCGGAAUCUGUUUGUAGCAGAGAUUCUGUCCCCACGCCAGUCUCCCACUCUUUGUAUUUCUUUCUAGAUCAAGACGAGUGCAUUCAGUCCGUCUGUGGACCCAUCGGAAAAUGUAUCAACACUGCGGGCUCCUUUAUUUGCGAAUGUUUUCCCGGAUUUCAACUUGAUAGUCGCAGGACUAAUUGUACAGGUCAGAAGAAGCAGUUAUUAUUAUUAUCAGUAUUUAUAAAGCAACAACAUAUUUCACAGCACUCCACAAUGGCAAACAAAACAUCUAUUUAAUUACAAAUUACAAGAAAGCAACUUAGGAAAGUGUGGUGUGAUUACAGGAAGGGAAGACGUAAAGUGAAUGUAUCCAUAUAGAAGAUAAUUGCUAUGUGUAUUAACAAUACACACUAUAUAAACAUCAUUGAUACGAGGCACCAACAUGUUCUGCAGCGCAUUACGGUUUCACAAAAGGGAUAAAACCGCUAACAAGACAAACGUUUAGAGAUAACAAUAAGUAUUGGAUAUUAAUGAGCACUGAAUGCUCCGUAUUGCCCAGGAGUCCCCGAUCACUCGUCAGUCCGUAUCCUCUAUGGGCUACCACCGAUUCUGUGAGCUUUAAAGAAUGGUCUCCAGUCUAAACAAGGUCUCUGCAUUGCAUCAUUCAUAGAUUGUGCAGGUUGAAUUGAAAGAUCUUUAUAAACUGGAUGGGGGUACACAGAGAACAAGAGGUAAUCAUGGGUCUAGCUGUUCGCAGAGUUAGCCUCUUGGGACCUGUUUAAGUUGUGUAUAUUUCUAUAAAAUAAGAAUGACGAGAUUUGAACAUGAAGGUUGCUUAUUUCUGGUCCGUUAAAUCUUACAAUUUAAAACGUUGUUUCCCUUUAGAUAUUAAUGAGUGUCUGGAAGGUGAAUAUUGCUUCCCACACGGGGAGUGCCAGAACACGGAAGGUUCUUACACGUGUGUGUGUGCCGAGGGUUACGUGCUGUCUCCUGGUGGUACUUCCUGCAUUGGUAUGUUCACAGUGACUAAUAGGGAAAGAGACAAAUGGAGAUGGGGAGAGAGAGAGAAUGAGGAAUAACAUGGCAGGAUGUGAAGGAGACAGAGCUGCAAUGGUUAAAGGGUGGCGCUGGACAUCACAGCCCUUCAGGAGAUUUUACAAGCUCAGCAUUAAGUUGUGAUGGUCGUUGUGAAGUUGCAUUCUUCUGUUGUUCUAGAAAUUUCUAUGAUACUGUAACGACUACUGAAAGAACAUUAGCCAAUCAAAGAAACGAUUAGAACAGGACACUGCGGCUACCUAACUCCACACUGAGUCAGAAAUGAACACAAUUACAUUUAGUGGAAUAAAUGAAUACAUUUAGUUUUGGUAAUAGGAGCAGGAUUGUGUUUUUACCUCUUGCCUUCCCAAAACAUCUGCUACCAUUUCCUAAUAAAUCUCUUACAGAUGUCUCUUUUAAGCACCAGUCUCUAAAUUCAGGUUAAUUAUAAUUUAAUUUGAAAACUAUGUAAUGCUUUCUGGAGGGUAUAUUAUUGUUAGAGUAAAAGAAGCCUAUUUCAUAUAUAGUGUGACCAGCAAUAGCUUAGCUAAAUAUUUCUGCCUCUGUGUAAAUACGAGUCAAGUCAUGACGUGUAGCUUCGUGCCAUUAGUGUGUCACGGUGUGUAGCUGUGUAUCAUGAUGUGUAUCGGUAUUUUACUAUGUGUUGUUGUGUGUCACGGUGUAUAGUUGUGUGUCACGGUGUGUAGCUGCGUGUCACAGUGUGUAGUUGUGUGUCACGGUGUGUAGCUGCGUGUCACAGUGUGUAGUUGUGUGUCAUGGUGUGUAGCUGUGUGUCACGAUGUGUUGCUGUAUAGUUGUUUUUCAAGGUGUAUAGCUGUGUGUUACGGUGUGUAGCUGUGUGUUACAAUGUGUAGCUGUGUGUCAUUGUGUGUAGCUGUGUGUCAUUGUGUGUAGCUGUGUAUCAUUGUGUUUAGUUGUGUAUCAUGGUGUGUAGCUGUGUGUCAUGGUGUGUAGCUGUGUAUCAUUGUGUGUAGCUGUGUGUCAUGAUUUGUAGCUGCGUGCCAUAAUGUGUAGUUGUGGCAAGGUCCGUACUGGGAAUCCCCAGUUUAGGGAUUGUAACUGGCAGGAAGGAAUGAUAAAGAUCUAGACCAGGGGUAGGCAAACUACAGCACUCAAGGUUGCGAAAGCCAAACAGGUAUGGGCCUCUCUACUAGUGGUGAUUGCAGGUGGUGAGGGGCAAUCAUUAAUUUACCCAUUGCAGCGCUUAGAGGAAGUGAUCUUAGAUCACUCCAUCCCAACACUUAUGAACGGGAACCUGCACUGGAGUAGAGCAGUCCGCAGCAGGUAUCACAGAUUUUGACCUGCAGCUGGCGAACCCGUUGCCCACUGUAUCUCAGAGAAGCCACCCACACUGCUAAAUAUACACAGAGCUGCAAAGAAAGCCUUCCUUUUAUACAAAUAAUAUAAAUAGCCCACACACACACACACAGAGUCACCACAACACCAAUGACAAUCCACAUACACACACAUAACCUCACAAGCAGCACCUCACAUGCAAUACUCCAAGCAGCCCCACACAUAUACACACUACCAAAAACAUAUAUCAUCCUCACAUAUACACACCACCAAACAAAUAUACACACUACAGACACAUAUACACACCACCAAACACAUAUAUCAUCCACACACACACACACAAUUCCACAAGCAGCCCCCAUAUACACAGCCCACAUUUCUAGGUAUCAUAUACAAUAUCACAAACUACUUAUGAAUAUAUGCAAUAUAACAGCCCCCAUACACACAAAUACUAUGGUACAAAGCAAAUGCAGCGCCAAUAAAUAACACAAGCAGAAUACGGUAACACACAUCUUAAGUUUAAAGGGACACUAUAGUCACCUGAACAACUUUAGCUUAAUGAAGCAGUUUUGGUGUAUAGAACAUGCCCCUGCAGCCUCACUGCUCAAUCCUCUGCAAUUUAGGAGUUAAAUCCCUUUUGUUUAUGAACCCUAGUCACACCUCCCUGCAUGUGACUUGCACAGCCUUCCAUAAACACUUCCUGUAAAGAGAGCCCUAUUUAGGCUUUUUUUAUUGCAAGUUCUAUUUAAUUAAGAUUUUCUUAUCCCCUGCUAUGUUAAUAGCUUGCUAGACCCUGCAAGAGCCUCCUGUAUGUGAUUAAAGUUCAAUUUAGAGAUUGAGAUACAAUUAUUUAAGGUAAAUUACAUCUGUUUGAAAGUGAAACCAGUUUAUUUUUUCAUGCAGGCUCUGUCAAUCAUAGCCAGGGGAGGUGUGGCUAGGGCUGCAUAAACAGAAACAAAGUGAUUUAACUCCUAAAUGACAGUGAAUUGAGCAGUGAUAUUGCAGGGAAAUGAUCUAUACACUAAAACUGCUUUAUUUAGCUAAAGUAAUUUAGGUGACUAUAGUGUUCCUUUAAAAAAUUGGGCCGGCACACCAAGGGACUUCAAGAUCCUGUUUUGGCACAGUACUACAAAAAGGCUGCCUACCCGUGAUUUAGACGUGAAGUAAUUAUUUUUAAUUCCCCAAAUUAGAUCAAGAUGAGUGUCAGCUUGGAACGCUUUGCCAGGGAGGACGAUGCAGCAACACCCAGGGCUCCUUCCAAUGUGUUUGUCCCAGAGGAUUCAGAGCCACUGCCAACAAGGCAACCUGUGCAGGUGAGAUACAUGCAGGAAUCUGGGCACAGCCUCACACAGCCAAUCAGGAAGACUAGGGCACAGCAUGCAAAAUGUGGACCCACAUCACUGAGAGUGGGCAAAGGGCCCAGUGUGACUGCCUGGAGCUCUGGACAGGUUUCUAGAUAGUCUUUAAAUUGCUUUGACUUGUUAAUUCCGAUUCAGCCCACACGUGACAUGGCAGAGAGGGCUUUAAUAGACCAGAUUCACUACUUGAUUUCUUCCCAGAUAUUGACGAAUGUCAAGAGAGAGAAGCAUCUAUCUGCGGCACUCAAAAAUGUGAGAAUACGCUGGGAUCCUACCGAUGCAUCUCUGAGUGUGAUAAUGGAUACAGACGUACUGCGUCAAAUGACUGCGCAGGUAACAUGUCUCCCCUCGGCAGAACUGCGUUAUUCUCUUUAUAUGAAGUUUCAGCCUUGAUAUUCAAAAAUGUACAUCUUGGAUUUCAAUAGAUAGAGAUGUACUACAAUCUUUUUUUUUUCUGGACCAAAUAAAAACCAAAUCAUCCACUCUCUUAUUUCUGUGAAUGCAAAGCAGUUUUGCAUUUAAGUCCUCCAUCUUGUAUCAGUAAGAGUGUGACAAUAGUUCGUCACUCUGUGUCUCCUCCAUCUUGUAUCAGUAAGAGUGUGACAAUAGUACGUCACUCUGUGUCUCUUCCAUCUUGUAUCAGUAAGAGUGUGACAAUAGUACGUCACUCUGUGUCUCCUCCAUCUUGUAUCGGUAAGAGUGUGACAAUAGUACGUCACUCUGUGUGUCCUCCAUCUUGUAUCGGUAAGAGUGUGACAAUAGUUCGUCACUCUGUGUCUCCUCCAUCUUGUAUUGGUAAGAGUGUGACAAUAGUUCGUCACUCUGUGUGUCCUCCAUCUUGUAUCAGUAAGUGUGACAAUAGUACGUCACUCUGUGUGUCCUCCAUCUUGUAUCAGUAAGAGUGUGACAAUAGUACGUCACUCUGUGUGUCCUCCAUCUUGUAUCAGUAAGAGUGUGACAAUAGUACGUCACUCUGUGUGUCCUCCAUCUUGUAUCGGUAAGAGUGUGACAAUAGUUCGUCACUCUGUGUCUCCUCCAUCUUGUAUCGGUAAGAGUGUGACAAUAGUUCGUCACUCUGUGUGUCCUCCAUCUUGUAUCAGUAAGAGUGUGACAAUAGUACGUCACUCUGUGUCUCCUCCAUCUUGUAUCAGUAAGAGUGUGACAAUAGUACGUCACUCUGUGUGUCCUCCAUCUUGUAUCAGUAAGAGUGUGACAAUAGUACAUCACUCUGUGUCUUCUCCAUCUUGUAUCUGGGAGUGUGGGAUUGCAGUACAUCUCUGUGUGUCCUCCAUCUUGUAUCUUUGAGUGUGAGAAUGGUAUAUCACUCUGUUGGUCCUCCAUCUUGUAUGUGUGAGUGUGGAAUUGCAGUACGUCACUCUGUGUGUCCUCCAUCUUGUCUCUUUGAGUGUGAGAAUGCUAUAUCACUCUGUGUGUCCUCCGUCUUGUAUCUUUGAGUGUGAGAAUGCUAUAUCACUCUGUGUGCACUCCAUCUUGUAUCUUUGAGUGCGAGGAUGGUAUAUCACUCUGUUGGUUCUCCGUCUUGUUUCUUUGAGUGUGAGAAUGGCAUAUCACUCUGUGUGCACUCCAUCUUGUAUCUUUGAGUGCGAGGAUGGUAUAUCACUCUGUUGGUUCUCCGUCUUGUAUCUUUGAGUGUGAGAAUGGUAUAUCACUCUGUGUGCACUCCAUCUUGUAUCUUUGAGUGCGAGGAUGGUAUAUCACUCUUUUUUUUUUCUCCGUCUUGUAUCUUUGAGUGUGAGAAUGGCAUAUCACUCUGUGUGCACUCCAUCUUGUAUCUUUGAGUGCGAGGAUGGUAUAUCACUCUGUUGGUUCUCCGUCUUGUAUCUUUGAGUGUGAGAAUGGUAUAUGACUCUGUGUGCACUCCAUCUUGUAUCUUUGAGUGCGAGGAUGGUAUAUCACUCUGUUGGUUCUCCGUCUUGUAUCUUUGAGUGUGAGAAUGGUAUAUCACUCUGUGUGUCCUCCAUCUUGUAUCUUUAAGGGCGAGGAUGGUAUAUCACUCUGUGUGUCCUCCAUCUUGUAUCUUUGAGUGCGAGGAUGGUAUAUCACUCUGUUGGUCCUCCAUCUUCCCCUUGCAUAUUCAGGGCAAUAUUACAUGCUUAUAAGUGUGUCCUGUGUGUUAAAAGUUCAUAUUAUAGUUAAUGAAAGUCUGUGUGGUUUAUUCUGGUUACAGAUAUUAACGAGUGCUCCAAUGCAACUAUUUGUGGCGAUAAUGCAAAGUGUGAGAAUGUGAUUGGCUCCUACCGAUGUACAUGUAACUUGGGCUAUGAAACGUCUACCGAGGGGCACUGCGUUGGUACGUCACUGAAAGCGAGCACUCUCUGAGCAUGCUGGUUAACACUGUUAUCAAAAUGGGUUGCCCCUAUAGAAUUUCUUAAUAACCCCCUUCACAAGAAAUGAUUUUUGUCUAUAGACUUUUCCGACACUCUUUUACAAAAAAUAUACAAAAUAAUUUUAGUUCUGUGCUGGAAUAUCACUAAAUAAUAGUAAAGAUGUGGCAGCAGGUGCCUGGUAGUAGAAUAUUAUGGUAUCGAUACCACAAAGCCAUCUAAAUUGAAAAUAAGUCAAAAUGGCAAUAAACCAUUCAGACCUUUAAGGGCAAAAUGCAGCCAUUCGAUAUCAGAAUUCCAUUUGAUAUCAGGUAAAAUAUAAAUACCUGGAAUGUAAAAAAGACUCAAAUCAAUUACGGUCAACUUUUCUAACAUCUGUUUCACAAAAUUGUCCCCAAAUAAUUACCCAUUAAACAUGAUCACUACAUACAUGGGAUAUGUAAAACAAGCCAAUAACAAUAAAUAGACAGCCUUUAAAGCUUCGUUUCCUUCUAACAAUAGAUGUGCUCAAUGCUGUAUGGGUUGACAGGUACCUGUGACACUCUGGGGUAAAAGACUAUGUCUCCCAAUAAUGCAAAUAAUUUAGAUUUAUUCCUAUCACGUUAUUUUGCAGAUAUUGAUGAAUGUUUGGAAUAUGGAAAUUCGAUCUGUGGGGCAUCACAUUGUGAAAACACUCCGGGCCACUUCAAGUGUGUGACUGAUUGUCUGACUGGUUAUCAGCUCUCUGCCUCGGGAGAAUGCACAGGUGAGUUGAGCUCCAGUAGAAGUGUCAGCGGGGACAAGACAUGGGUGGUCCUUAGUCACGUCCGUGUUUGGCCCCUUUUAAUGCAGCAUGGAUAAGGCUUUAAGUCCCCGGGAGAAGGGGAUAAGCUGUGGAUUCGCUGCUGAUUAUUCCUCUGGUACUCAGAGGAUCUAAAGCAAGACCAGGAAGGCCUUCAGUUCUGAUUAAUGAGCCGUUCAUGUGAUAAAAUGAGGCGGUUGUGCGUCUUUGACAUCUGAGGCCUGUUCUCUUCUCCUGUAUGGUUCUGGCGCUUUAACUGUUAUCUCACACAGACAAUUACAGUUGUUUACCAAUAUUUUUUUACAUUAUGAUUACUUAUUAGCUAUAUUUAUCACUUAUAUGUUUUAUAUUAUGAUUAUUUAUUAGCUAUAUUUAACACGUAUGUUUGUGAAGUCUGACAAUAUAAAGAUAUAUACAGUAUAUAAAUCCACACUGUUCUAUUUACCUCUAUCCUGAAACUGAGAAACUCUGUAUUAGCUCCCUGUCAAUCAUUAUUAUAAGCCCCACCCUUUUCUGUCAAAUAAAUGUAUUACCUGUGCUGGAAUGUAAUAUCGGAUGCUAAAUCUUUAGUUAUAGGUGAUUUUCAAUGUUUUUGUUAAAUGGCGCAAUUUUUAGACAAGUGGGAUCUCUUGUUUAAUAUCUCCUAGUAGUCUGUUAUUUUCUGUUAACUCUGUCUGCACCUGUCUGUGUUCCGCAGAGUUUAAUCCACGUAUCCGCACUGGAUUGCCUAUCGCAGGUAUAUGAAGUAAUUAAUGAUGCUUCUAUGUUACAGAUAUCAAUGAGUGUCUGACCCUCCAAGGGGUGUGUGGGAGAGCUCUUUGCCAGAACACAGAUGGAUCAUUCUUCUGCAUCUGUCCUAACACCAAUGAAGAAUUCGACCCCAUGUCCGGGAAAUGUUUACGAACUGGAGACCCAGGUAAGGGACCUGUGUCUUCCAUCAGACCGCGCUACAGGCAUUCUCAUUAAAUCUUCAGACGUUCUGAGACGCUUUCUUUCCUCUCAGUGUUUUCUCAACGUCCCAGCUCACCCCGAAUCUUACCGUCAGGACCAUUGUCUGGCCAGAAUGAAUGCUACUACAACCUUGAAGACCCUAAUGUUUGUCAAAAUGUCCUGGCAAGAAAUGUAACCCAUUCAGAAUGCUGCUGCAGCGUCGGCAAAGGAUGGGGACGGAACUGCCAGUUUCAGAGAUGUCCUGAGGUCGACUCAGGUGAGUGUGGGGGGGCAGAGAUUUACUGUAACAUUUAUAAACUACUACUAAAAAUAGACGUAGCUCUACCUGAACUCUAGAUUUUACAGGUAGAUGAAAGUCUUCUAUUCAUGAAUCUUAUAGAAUGCGAGAAUAGGUGCUAAUACGCUUGAUGUUUUUUCAGUGGAGUACCAGGAGCUGUGCCCCGAGGGUGUGGGGUAUAUUACAACAGGACAGGGGUAUAAAGGUAAGUAGUUAUCUGCCAAUACAUUGCACUGUGCCUACUAUUUGUACCUAGUGGAACCUUUCAAUUACCCUGUAAAUAACAAACAUCGACACCUGGGGCAACUUAAUUCCCGAUUAAAAAAAAGGAAUCUAGACAAUAAUAUGAUAUGUUUAAUAAUAUUUGUAGCUCAUAAAUGAGUGUAGUUUUAAUAUGGGUUAUGAGAAGUGACACCUGAAUAUUCCCGUGUGUUUAGUUAGUCCAGCAGUGACGGUGAAGCACGUUUAGAAAUGAUUGAGUAAGCUGUUCGGUCAUUACUGAAAAAGCAGAUUCAUUGAGCGUUAAAUGGAAUCUCUGAAUCCCUCACUGUAUUCUCCAAGAACAUUAACUUACUGCUGGAAAUUCCCCAGCAAGUCUUUCUUCAAAUGAAUACUUAGAAAUCGCCCACAUAUUCUGCAGCGCUGUACAGUGGGUAUACAAACAAAUCAAAAAGCACAUGUAAACAAUUCAGAAUCGAUUCGUUUGACGAUUGCCAGGAAUUGGAUUUGGACGAAUCACUUACACCAAAUUCUUGCAGAAGACCAGUGAAUUUUUAGUAAUACAAAGUGAGUUAAAAGUGAAUUCUGUUUGGAUCCCCAAAUUCUUUGAAAAGUAUUUUCAAUUCCCAGCUGUUCACACUGUAGCAAUUAACGCUUUGUUUAUGAGUAGGGCCGCUGUCAUCUUGAACAGACCUAGAACAACUUUCAUUAAACAUUGUUUGAAAAGUGAGGCGUUGGUGAAAACCUCUCGGUCUGUUUUAUGGUAAUUGUGUUGGUCCAUAUGGCAGUGAUACGUGUUUCUCUGACAGAUAUUGACGAAUGUGAAGUCUUCCGAAACCAAGUCUGCAAAGAUGGAAUCUGUGUUAAUAAAGUGCCGUUGUUUGCCUGCUACUGCGCUAAUGGUUACUAUUAUGAUCUACACCGAAUGCAGUGCGUUGGUAAGUCAUAGGGGCGGGGCUGACGCAGGUACCCCCUAUUAAGUUCACAUAUUACAGUGAGAGGCGUUAAACAAAAAUAUCUGAUUUGGCAAAAAUCUCCAGCACAGCAGCAGUUAACAGCUCAGCUAUUUUGAUAUGGCUUCCAGUUUGUGCGUUGUGGGACUGGUAAUACGUAUGCUUUCUCUGUGUUGGGACGCUGUAGUUUUCUGGCACGUUGCCAUGGCCAGGGCCAUUUGCUGCCUCAAAUGUAAAUUACUCCACCCACCCUCAUUUUUCUCAACCUAAGAAGCUCCUUCCUAGUUAAUAGGGGGUUCAUUUAGUAGGUGCUCACCUGCUGCCGAUGUGGUGAGAGAUGAGGAGGUGCAUUACUGCCCCCUCCUGGUUAAUAGAUAUUGUAGCAGCUCAUGCAGCCCGCCAGCUAGUUUUUGUUCUUUUUCUGAAAUUCGUUCCACAGCAAUUCCUUGGCUAGUCAGCUCCCGCUGGACCCCUGUUCGGGAAUUCCUUUUUUUAUUAAGUGAAUUUCUGAUUGUUUGUGUUUUAAAUUCUAUUUUAUUUUUAGUUUUAUGGACCCAUAAUAGCAGAAUUGAUGAAAGAGUUAUAAACUGAAAACUGAAUCAAAACAUUAUCAGCUAAAUUUCCAUCUGCAGAUCAAAUCUUUAGUGAAUAAAUUCCUUAACAUGUGGAAUUCUUUGUCCUUUGUUUAUUUAUUCACCCUAUAAAAAUGGUAUAAUUUAGUAAGCAGAACUGAUCCAUCCACAGAUAAUGAUGAAUGCCAGAAAGAAGAGGCUUGCGAGGGGGCUCAGUGUGUGAACACAGUGGGUUCCUAUCACUGUACCUGCAGUCCCCCGCUGGUGCUGGAUGCAUCACAACGGAGGUGUGUCUCCAACUCCAGCCAGUCUAUCGGUAAGUGAGGGAUGGUCCAGGUUGGGUACGGGUUCUAUGGAAUGUAGCGUAUAUGUAUAUAUGUCCCUGAGUAAUACAUACCAUCUAUUUAUCUGUUUACUCUUAGAGAGUAAUCUCGCAUUGUGCUGGCAAGAGGUUGGGGCGAAUUUGAUUUGUAGUCGCCCCCUACUGGACAGGCAGACAACAUACACCGAGUGCUGCUGUCUGUAUGGUGACGCCUGGGGAAUGGACUGCGCUUUUUGCCCAGCAAGAGAUUCAGGUAAUGACUCACUGUAUUUGUAACUUACUUAAACAUGGAGAGAGACCCCAGGGCUUACGUGCACGGUGGCUGGUAAAUCCCAGUUUAGCUCACCAUAAUGAUAAUAUUAAUCGUUAGCGGUUUUCCAGACACUCCAAUAUCCCCAAAUUUUGAAAGAUUGCCGGCUAGCUAGGCACUCAAACUACAGAUAAGUAACACUUUCCAGGAACCUCUUUAUUGUAAAUUACAAUGGAAAUUCGAUCACAUCCCCACAAAUGUGGGUAGGAGCAGAUAACAAGCAUCUCACUCCGGGGUUCUGAACAAACAAAUAAAUGCAAGCAGCUGUUCUGUUUGUGUAACACUCUGUUUAGCUCAGGUAUUGGGAUCGGUGAUUCCUUCUCUCAGGGUAUAGGAGCAUGCAAUAUUUAGAGAUUUGACGUGUGUGGGACUUAGUCUCUUGUUACACCUGAUCACAGCGGUGGAACUAAUGUAGAGAAGGCCCUGGUGAAUGAAAUUUUCUUGGGCCCCCUCUUACACAAGGGUGGCCAAACCGUAGAUCCCGAUCUGUCGUACAACUCCCACAAUGCUUUCAAAGUUGGGGAUCUACCAUUUGCCCAUCCUUGCAGGGUUGUAUAUUUGAAUGAAGGGCUGUUUGUAUACAAUUUUGGCAAUUUAACCCCUUAAGGACGGAGCCAAAUGUACACGUUGUGAACAAAACAAAAUGUAAACAAAACCUGGCAUUUGCGCUACAUGUCUGUCCAACCGUAAUUCACCUCUUUUUUAUUAAAUGCACCCACCCUUAUUAUAUAUCAUUUUAUUCAGGGGAAACAGGGCUUUCAUUUAAUAUCAAAUAUUUAGCUGUGAAACAUAAUUUAAUAUGAAAAAAAUGGGAGAAAAUAAGAUUUUUUUAGUUCUACAUGACAUUUUAACUGUCAAUGUCAUAAUACUGUUUGCUUUUACUGCAAUAAAAUACACAUAUUUGUAUUCAACAAAGUCUCACGUGUAAAACAGUACCCCCUAUGUACAGGUUUUAUGGCGUUUUGGGAAGUUACAGGGUCAAAUAUAGCGCGUUACAUUUGAAAUUGAAAUUCGCCAGAUUGGUUACGUUGCCUUUGAGACUGUAUAGUAGCCCAGGAAUGAAAUUUACACCCAUAAUGGCAUACCAUUUGCAAUAGUAGAUAACCCAAUGUAUUGCAAAUGGGGUAUGUCCAGUCUUUUUUAGUAGCCAUAUGGUCACAAACAAUGGCCAAAGUUAGCGUUAGUAUUUGUUUGUGUGUGAAAAAUGCAAAAAACGCCAAUUUUGGCCAGUUUUUGUGACUAAGUGGCUACUAAAAAAGACUGGACGUACCCCAUUUGCAAUACCUUGAGUUGUCUUCUUUUGCAAAUGAUAUGCCAUCAUAGGGGUAAUUUUCAUUCUUGGGCUACCAUAGGGUCUCAAAGGCACCGUAACCAAUCUGGCAAAUUUUAAUGUGAAAAAAAUGAAACACAAGCCUUAUAUUUGACGCUGUAACUUUUGAAAACACCAUAAAACCUGUACAUGAGGGGUAAGGUUGUUCUCGGGAGACUUUGCUGAACACAAAUAUUUGUAUUUCAAAACAGUAAAAAGUAUCGCAGCAAUAAUAUCGUCCGUGUAAGUGCUGUUUGUGUGUGAAAAAUGCGAAAAACGUCACUUUUACUGGCGAUAUCGUUGUAAUACAAUUUAUCAUUUUGAAUCACUAAUAUUUGUGUUCAGCGAAGUCUCCCGAGUACAACAGUACCCCCCAUGUACAGGUUUUAUGGUGUCUUGGAAAGUUAUAGGGUUAAAGAUAGUGCUAGCAAAUUAAAUUCCCUUUACUUUCGGCAUGGGUUGUCAGGCAGGUCCCGCUAAUUGUAAUUAAGUUACCUAAUUAUGUAAAAAUAUUACAUAAAUAUAUAUGUAGAAUUAAUAUAUGUAUAUAUAUAUACGUAUGUGUAUAUAUAUAUAUGUAUAUAUAUAUAUAUAUAUAUAUAAUUUUUUUUAAAUAUUUUUAUUUAUAUAUAGGUAUAUAUAUAUAUAUAUAAUGAUAUAUACAUAUAUUUAUGUAUAUAGAUAUAUAUAUUAUUUCGUUCUACGUGUAUUUUGAUAUAAAUGUAUAUAUAUUAAUAUCACAAUACAGUUAGAACGAAAUAACACACAUCUAUAUAUUUUUUAAUUAUUUAUUUUUAAUUAUUUUUUUAAUUUUAUUUUUUAACGUAUUUACAUAUUUUUUUAUAUUAUAUAUAAAUAUAUAUAUAUAUAUAUAACAAUAAUUAUAUAUAUAUUUAAUCAGUAUCAGUCUACGUGUAAUUUGAUAUUAAUAUAUAUAUAAUAACUUUUCCAUCCUUAUCGGACCUAUUAGAGCUACAACCAUUCAAUUAUACUACCAAGUCGGCCAUUACCAGCCAUGCACACUGCCUUUUAUGCCUUUCUCAGGCCAGAGAAUCCACUCCCAUAACCACCACUCAGACAGAUCAUUGUCUUCAACGAUCCCACGAAUGUAAACACAUAUCAUUACCUAUUGGCUCUACCACAUUCCGAAACGAGUCAACACGCACCAACAGUAGAGAUAACAUACUAUCCUACCCACAACAAAUGGUGUCCAGUUGCGGUCCUAGAUUCCUACCUUCAAAAAUCCUUCAAGGAAUUAAAUACCGUAAUGCAUUUAAGGAAAUGUCUGGUUAAUUUGUAUAUAUUGUUGACUGUAUUAAAUCUUUGAUUAUUCUUUUUGCCCUCUUUAUUUACAGGCCUACCGUAUCGUCGGUCUCGGCACACCACAACCGACUUGCUCCCUUUAUUCUAUCCUACGCUUAUGCUGGAACCUUACUCCAUAUACGGCUAUUUGCCCCGAACACAAGUGUAUAUAUAUAUAUAUACUUAGAUCAUAUAUAUAUAUGAUAUAUAUAUGAUUUAAGUAUAUAUGUAUUUUUUUUUUUUUUUUUACACUUUAUUAACAUUUAUUUUAUUUGAAUUCAGCCAGCAGGGGGACUAACUGUCACUACAGGCAGUCCCCCUGCUGGCAAUGCUGCAGCCAUCUAUCCCGGCCAUGUGAUUGUGAGGUCCUCGCAAGGACCACACUCUCACAUGGCCGGGGGGCUUCCAGGAGGUCGAACAUGACGCGGGGGGCUCCCUGAGAGUCCCCCCAACCGUGAUCGCCGGCGUGGGAUCACCGGCGGCUGGGUAUGUAAAAAACAAACGGAGGGCGUACUAUUACGCCCGGCGGCGUUUAGAGCCGCCUAAAAUAGGACGUAAUAGUACGCCCUCCGGUCUUAAGGGGUUAAUAAAGGGGUGUGUUUGCAUGUUAUGAAUGUGUUUAAUUGAAGGGGUGUGUUUGUAUUUAGUGUUUGUGUUUGAUUGCAGGGAUGUGUUUUUAUGUAGUGUUGGUGUUUGAUUGCAGGGAUGUGUUUGUAUGUAGUGUUGGUGUUUGGUUGCAGGGGUGUGUUUGUAUGUAGUGUUGGUGUUUGUAUGUGUUUGUAUGUAGUGUUGGUGUUUGGUUGCAGGGAUGUGUUUGUAUGUAGUGUUGGUGUUUGGAUGUGUUUGGAUGUAGUGUUUGUGUUUGAUUGCAGGGAUGUGUUUGUAUGUAGUGUUGGUAUUUGAUUGCAGGGAUGUGUUUGUAUGUAGUGUUGGUGUUUGGUUGCAGGGAUGUGUUUGUAUGUAGUGUUGGUGUGUGAAUGCAGGGAUGUGUUUGUAUGUAGUGUUGGUGUGUGAAUGCUGGGAUGUGUUUGUAUGUAGUGUUGGUGUGUGAAUGCUGGGAUGUUGUGACGAACCGCAGGCACUCCGACCGAGUACCUCCGCCAAUCGAUGCUCCUAGUGCUUGCCGAGCACUCCAACCGACACCAUCAGUACUGCGGACCCCACUUCCAGCAAUGCAGGUGUGCCGGGGUCUCGCCCACCCUGGAUCCACGACCAGGAUCCAGCUCCCAGUGGGUGAACCUCUCCUAAAUCCAGAGAGCGUAGCAGGAACAAAUCAAGCUCUUACAAGAGCUUACUCUGGGGAGUAAGUGAUUAUAGCAAUCCCCAGAGUGUAGGUAUCCCUUCCCCCAAGCAUGAGCCAAGGCUUCAAGAAAGGUGCAAGUAGGUCUGGUUUAUUGAGGGCUACCUGCCCGGUAUUUAUGCAUGUGUCCACCAGGUGGACACUCCCCCAGGGGACCUGAUGGAACAAUGGGACACAUAUUGGAUAUUAGCCAAUCACAGACAAUACAAACAAAAUACUCCCACAGUGACAUCACAAUCCCUCAUCUCUAUCCUGGAAAGAAUUGGGAAGUAAUCAAAUUAUCUCCCAGGACAGAGGCAACCACAUGGUUACAAAAAGACAUAAAAUUACACAAUGUUACAAUUACUACAUAAAACAUAUACAUGCAUACAUAUACCCAGAUAGCUUAGAUCUGAGUGCACAUUAUUAUUGAAUGGCACUCAGAUCACAUACAUACAGUUCAAUCGCCAUGGAGCCAAAGUGUUUUCCAUAGUCUUUCGUUACACGAAUAGGCUCCAUGGCAUAGCUAUCUGGGGUAGCACUACUCACAUACUGAAAGUCCCGAACGCCCCGGCAGAAAUACACAAAUAAACCUUUCUGCAGGGUGAAAUACAGCUAUCAGCACAUGGGCCAUAGUCGGAAGGCAGGAGGCUAGCCAGUAGUCCCCUCCAGGCACAAGUGGUGAAGGGCACUUCGCCACAGAUGUUUUUGUAUAUAGUGUUUGUGUUUGAUUACAGGGAUAUGUUUAGAUGUAGUGUUGGUGUUUGGUUGCAGGGAUGUGUUUGGUUGCAGGGAUGUGUUUGUAUGUAGUGUUUGUUUUUGAUUGCAAGGAUGUGUUUGCAUGUUGUUAUUAAUGGUAAAUUUUCAAGCUGGACAGAGGUGGCAAGUGGUGUCCCUCAGGGGUCUGUGCUGGGACCCCUUCUAUUUAACAUGUUUAUAAAUGAUCUUGAAGACCGCAUUGAAAGUCAUGUUUCAGUGUUUGCAGAUGACACCAAACUUUGUAAAACAAUACAAUGUGAGCAAGAUAUUACUUUGCUGCAGAGGGAUUUAGAUAGACUGGGGACUGGGCACUCAAAUGGCAGAUGAAAUUUAAUGUUGAAAAAUGCAAAGUUAUGCACACUUCGCUGCAAAGAAUACACACAAGCAACGCAUGUACCCUUAAUGAAAAGUUUAAAUUAGGAUAAAUAACAUUACGAAAAGGACUUGGGAAUUGUUAUAGACAACAAACUAUGCAACAAUGUGCAAUGUCAAUCAGCAGUGGCUAAGGCCAGUAAGGUAUUGUCAUGCAUGAAAAGGGCAUUCAUUCUCGACAAGAAUAUACCUUUGCCUUUAUAAAUCAUCACUGGUAAGACCCCAUAUUGAAUAUGCUGUGCAAUUCUGGGCACCUGUUCUAAAGAAGGAUAUUAUGGCACUAGAAAAAGUGCAGAGGCGGGCUACAAAAUUAAUAAAAGGAAUGGAACAUAUCGGCUACGAAGAAAGGUUAACAAAUUUAAACCUAUUUAGUUUAGAAAAACGUCGCCUGAGAGGGGAUAUGAUAACAUUAUACAAAUAUAUUCAGGGCCAGUACAAACCAUUGUGUGGAAAUCUAUUCACAAACCGGACUUUACAUAGGACACGCAGGCUGGGCGCGCUUAGACUGAAGAAAGAAGAUUUCGCCUAAGGCAAAGGAAAGGUUUUUUACUGUAAGAACAAUCAGGAUGUGGAAUUCUCUUGCCUGAGGAAGUGGUUUUAUCAGAGUCCAUACGGAGAUGUUCAACAACAACUAGAUGGCUACUCUGUAAAGAACAGAAUAUUCAAGGAUAUAAUCUUUCAAUGUAGGGUAAUAACUGCUUGAUCCAAGGAUAAAUCUGACUGCCAUUCUGGGGUCAAGUAAGCGAAUUUUUUCCCAGCUUGUUGCAAAAUUGUGCUUCAAACUGGGUUUUUUUGCCUUCUUUUGGAUCAACAGCAAAAAACAAAUGUGAGGUAGGCUGAACUUGAUGGACGCAAGUCUCUUUUCAGCUAUGUAACUAUGUAACUAUGUAUUGUCAUGCAUGAAAAAGGGCAUUCAUUCUCGGGACGAGAAUAUAAUUUUGCCUCUUUAUACAUCGCUGGUAAGACCCCAUAUUGAAUAUGCUGUGCACUUUUGGGCACCUGUUCUAAAGAAGGAUAUUAUGGCACUAGAAAAAGUGCAGAGGCGGGCUACAAAAUUAAUAAAAGGAAUGGAACAUAUCAGCUAUGAAGAAAGGGUAACACAUUUAAACCUAUUUAGUUUAGAAAAACGUCGGCUGAGAUAACAUUAUACAUUAUAUAUUCGGGGCCAAUACAAACCAUUGUGUGGAAAUCUAUUCACAAACCGGACUUUACAUAGGACACGAGGCUAUGCGUUUAGACUGGAAGAAAGAAGAUUUCGUCUAAGGCAAAGGAAAGGUUUUUUUACUGUAAGAACAAUCAGGAUGUGGAAUUCUCUGCCUGAAGAAGUGGUUUUAUCAGAGUCCUUACAGAUGUUCAAACGGCUACUAGAUGCAUACUUGCAAGAACAGAAUAUUCAAGGAUAUAAUCUUUCAAUGUAGGGUAAUAACUGCUUGAUCCAAGGAUAAAUCUGACUGCCAUUCUGGGGUCAAGAAGGAAUUUUUUUCCUAGCUUGUUGAAAAAUUGUGCUUCAAACUGGGUUUUUUGCCUUCUUUUGGAUCAACAGCAAAAAACAAAUGUGAGGUAGGCUGAACUUGAUGGAUGCAAGUCUCUUUUCAGCUAUGUAUCUAUGUAAUAUUUGUGUUUGAUUGCUGGGGUGUGUUUGUGUUUGAUUGCUGGGGUGUGUUUUGUGUUUGAUUGCUGGGGCGUGUUUGUGUUUGAUUGCUGGGGUGUGUUUUGUGUUUGAUUGCAGGGGUGUGUUUGUGUUUGUGUUUGAUUGCUGGGGUGUGUUUGUGUUUGAUUGCUGGGCUGUGUUUGUGUUUGAUUGCAGGGGUGUGUUUUGUGUUUGAUUGCUGGGGUGUAUUUUGUGUUUGAUUGCUGGGGUGUGUUUGUGUUUGAUUGCAGGGGUGUGUUUGUGUUUGAUUGCUGGGGUGUGUUUUGUGUUUGAUUGCUGGGGUGUGUUUGAUUGCUGGGGUGUGUUUUGUGUUUGAUUGCAGGGGUGUGUUUGUGUUUGAUUGCUGGGGUGUGUUUGUGUUUGAUUGCUGGGCUGUGUUUUGUGUUUGAUUGCAGGGCUGUGUUUUGUGUUUGAUUGCUGGGGUGUGUUUUGUGUUUGAUUGCUGGGGUGUGUUUUGUGUUUGAUUGCUGGGGUGUGUUUGAUUGCUGGGGUGUGUUUUGUGUUUGAUUGCAGGGGUGUGUUUUGUGUUUGAUUGCAGGGGUGUGUUUUGUGUUUGAUUGCAGGGGUGUGUUUGUGUUUGAUUGCUGGGGUGUGUUUUGUGUUUGAUUGCAGGGGUGUGUUUUGUGUUUGAUUGCUGGGGUGUGUUUUGUGUUUGAUUGCAGGAGUGUGUUUUGUGUUUGAUUGCUGGGGUGUGUUUUGUGUUUGAUUCCUGGGGUGUGUUUGUGUUUGAUUGCCGGGGUGUGUUUUGUGUUUGAUUGCUGGGGUGUGUUUGUGUUUGAUUGCUGGGGUGUGUUUUGUGUUUGAUUGCAGGGGUGUGUUUUGUGUUUGAUUGCUGGGGUGUAUUUUGUGUUUGAUUGCUGGGGUGUGUUUGUGUUUGAUUGCAGGGGUGUGUUUGUGUUUGAUUGCUGGGGUGUGUUUUGUGUUUGAUUGCUGGGGUGUGUUUGAUUGCUGGGGUGUGUUUUGUGUUUGAUUGCAGGGGUGUGUUUGUGUUUGAUUGCUGGGGUGUGUUUUGUGUUUGAUUGCCGGGGUGUGUUUGUGUUUGGUUGCUGGGGUGUGUUUGUGUUUGAUUGCAGGGGUGUGUUUGUGUUUGAUUGCUGGGGUGUGUUUUGUGUUUGAUUGCAGGGGUGUGUUUUGUGUUUGAUUGCAAGAGUGUGUUUUGUGUUUGAUUGCAGGGGUGUGUUUGUGUUUGAUUGCUGGGGUGUGUUUUGUGUUUGAUUGAUGGGGUGUGUUUGUGUUUGAUUGCUGGGGUGUGUUUUGUGUUUGAUUGAUGGGGUGUGUUUUGUGUUUGAUUGCAGGGGUGUGUUUUGUGUUUGAUUGCAGGAGUGUGUUUUGUGUUUGAUUGCAGGGGUGUGUUUGUGUUUGAUUGCUGGGGUGUGUUUUGUGUUCGAUUGAUGGGGUGUGUUUGUGUUUGAUUGCUGGGGUGUGUUUGUGUUUGAUUGCUGGGGUGUGUUUUGUGUUUGAUUGCCGGGGUGUGUUUGUGUUUGGUUGCUGGGGUGUGUUUUGUGUUUGAUUGAAGGGGUGUGUUUGUGUUUGAUUGCUGGGGUGUGUUUGUGUUUGAUUGCUGGGGUGUGUUUUGUGUUUGAUUGCAGGGGUGUGUUUGCAUGUAAUGUUGGCUUUAAAAUGUGGGUGCACAUUUGUGUGUAGUAUUGGUGUUUAAAUUAAGGUGUAUUCGUAUAUAAUAUUGGUGCUUGAUUGCAGGGGUGUCUUUGUUUGUAAUGUUUGUAUUUGAUUGCAGGGGUGUGUUUGCAUGUAGUGUUGGUGUUUGAUUGCUGGAAUGUAUGCACAUAUACACAUAUAUACACAUUAAUAAACAUACAUAUACACACUGACACAUACACACACACACAGAUACACACACUGACACAUACACACACCCUGACACACAGAUACACACACUAACACACCCUGAUACACAGAUACACACACUGACACAUACACACACCCUGAUAUACAGAUACACACACUGACACAUACACACACACAGAUACACACACUGACACAUUCACACACACUGACACAUAGAGACACCCUGAUACACAGAUACACACACUGACACAUACCCUGAUACUCAGAUACACACACUGACACAUACACACACCCUGACACACAGAUACACACACACACACACACUGACACUUACACACACCCUGAAACACACUGACACAUGCACACACCCUGACACACAGAUACACACACUGACACACAGAUACACACACACACACUGACACUUACAUACACCCAGAAACACACUGACACAUACACAUACCCUGAUACACAGAUACACACACUGACACAUACACACACCCUGACACACAGAUACACACACUGACACACAGAUACACACACACACACACUGACACUUACACACACCCUGAAACACACUGACACAUACACACACCCUGACACACAGAUACACACACACACACACACACUGACACUUACACCUUGAAACACACUGACACAUACACACAUCCUGACACACAUACACACAUCCUGACACACAGAUACACACCCUGACACAAACACACACCCUGACACACAGAUACACACACUGACACAUACAGACAGCGACAUGUACAAACACACAGAUAUUGCAUAUAUUUUUCUAUUUUUAGCCACCCUCCUGUUAACAUAUUUUUUACGUGCAGGUAUGUUGGCUUGCUUGGGGUUAUUCUGCUGACUGAGGAUGAUGUGAGUGUGGGGCUGGAGCAGCUCUCUCUCCUUGUUCUCUUCCUCACUGCAGCCUGUGCCUCUUCCUCUUCUCCCCGUCCUGCGCGGCGCUCUACCUGUGUCUGGGAGGAAGUGAGAGGCACUCACUUCCUCCCACGCUGCGGACAGGCAGGUGCCCAGUUGCGCUAUUAAAAGACUGCGGCGCCCGAACGAGCCCUGUUUAGCAAUAUUCAUUGUGUGACUCUAAGUGCACGGGCCACCUGAUAUGCCGCCUUGCUUGAGGGCCGGCUGCAUUAGCAGGAGUUCCGCCACUGCCUGAUGAACCAGGUCAGGGGUUAUUUAAACCAGUGAUGGCUAACCUUGUCAUUCCAGAUGUUUGUAAACUACAUCUCCCAUGAUGCUCAGCCUACCUUCAGGGCAUCGCUUUAUACAUUGAAAAAUGUAACGUGUGGAGAGACACUUAAUAUAACCACUACCACAUUUAAGGGUGCUCUUCCAAAAAGGUACUCCCUCCAAUACCAAUAAAGUAAAUACUCAAAAGAAAGGAAUGCACACCAUCUGAUACAAUAGUAUCUAUCUAUAUAUAUUUAUUACAAUACAAAUACAAGCCAUACAUGCAAAAUGUAACAAUAUAACCGUGACCAAAUAGGCUACACAACUCAACAAUUAUAUUUACCAAAUCCCACAAGCCUAUAUGGGCAGAAACACGAGUCACAAACAAUCCCCCAACGUUUCGGCUCCUCCUGGUAGCCUUUAUCAAGGGUAGCUAUAUCAUAACAUCAUCCAGGAACCCAUUAUAUACACACAUAUACAAAUUACUAUUAUAUACACACAUUAUAUACACACAUAUACAUAUAGUAAUUUGUAUAUGUGUGUAUAUAAUGGGUUCCUGGAUGAUGUUAUGAUAUAGCUACCCUUGAUAAAGGCUACCAGGAGGAGCCGAAACGUUGGGUGAUUGUUUGUGACUCGUGUUUCUGCCCAUAUAGGCUUGUGGGAUUUGGUAAAUAUAAUUGUUGAGUUGUGUAGCCUAUUUGGUCACUGUUAUAUUGUUACAUUUUGCAUGUAUGGCUUGUAUUUGUAUUGUAAUAAAUAUAUAUAGAUAGAUACUAUUGUAUCAGAUGGUGUGCAUUCCUUUCUUUUGAGUAUCGCUUUAUACAUUAACCUCUGUAGAUAUAAAGCUAUAUUCAGCCCCACUGUUCAUCCUUGGUAAAUACAUUUAGCCAAUGUGAGAUCUAGCACGUUUAUAUCAUCUCGGUCUGAUUUGGUUUUUCCUAUCUCUCCCCCUCAGAUGAUUUUGAAUCUCUGUGUAGUAUCUUCAGAAGUCCAGGAUUUGGGAAUCCCGCUUCGUUACCAUCUGAUCCUUACAGUGAAUAUGGACCAGAAUAUGGCCCUCCAUAUGGGAUUCCAUACGGCCCUGAUGCUUAUGCCAACCCACCUCCCAGGAUAGUGAGGCCUGGUUAUGAUGCCUACCCAUCAGCACCUGGGGGUGGUUUGGAAUAUGGCUCUAGAUCAUCAUCAAGCUACGAUCCUCGAGAUUCGUCAUACAGCCUCCCACCUUUUGAGUCACCUGACUUCGAGUCAGACCUUUCUUACCCUGAUCCUGCCAUAGAUGAUCUAAGGCCACCCUACAGAAGGUCAGAUGUUGUAUAUGACCCACGCAGAGGCCAAUCGUCUCCUAUCUCCAGGCCCAGACGUCCAGUCAACACUCCUGGGCAGGGAUCAGAUGAUGGCCGGCGGAGCCAGCCAUGGAGACCUGGAAGUCGGGACACAGAAAGCCUUGCUCCUCAGUCCAACUGGCGUGGAGGCUUGAGGGAAGCAUACGAAGGUAAUUAGCCAAAAAAUAUUACAUGUGUUAUACAGGGUUAAUUACUAAAGUUAGAAUUCAAAGUGAAUUUCACAUUUUAUAAAUGAACCUGGUUACACCACCUGGCUGUCAAUCAUACAACUGUUCCUGUUACUUCCUGGUUUGUUUAGCUCAAUGGAGAUAAACGCAAGAGGACCUGCCUUGCAAAGACUUCUCAUUGAGCUGCAGAAAUUCUGGGCGUGGUUUAAAGGGGAGGCAAGAGAUCUGCAACUUUUAAAAACUGUUUUUAGAUACACCCCAAAUGGAAAAAAUAUGCAUAAUUCAAAUAGGGUAUAAUUACUAAAUUGUUAUAAAAAAAUAAUAUAUGUUCCAUUGUUCAUUUAGAUUUGAAUUCAAUCUGAAUUUACUUUGAAUUAUCACAUUAGUUAAUAACCCUCCAGGUUUGUUAUGUCAAGGAUAGAACAUUAUUUUACUGUAAAAUGUAAUACUGUUUCUCUGGUAAAAUAGGGAAAUUGUCUGUUUCCGUAUAACCAGUAGCAGCUUGAUUAGAGACAAAAUGUAAAAAAUGUCAUUUUUUUCAGCCACCAUUAAAAUGCAGCUUCUAAAGAUGUAGAAGUUAAGCAAAUAGGAGCAAUACUUCAGAAAUUCCCUUCAAAUUCUCAGUUUAGUAAAUAUGCUGUAAGUUGAAUGCAGAUAUUCAUAUUAUACAAUGUAUUCCUAAUACCUAUCCAGGUGUCAUCGCAAUCUCAGCAAAGACUAAACCCACAAUAGGAGUCGCUCUGCUUUCCAUGUUUGUCGUUAGUAAAUGUUAAUCCUACCUGACAUUACGGCUUUAAUGCCACCCUAAUAUUCUGGCACCCCCUCAGCCUGUGCACUGAUCGCAUUAGGGGGACCACAUGACGUUUGUCCUGAUAAAACCUGUAACGUUGACAUUUUAUUUGUAAAGCCAAAUAAAACUCAAGUUUUAUUUUAAAACUGUACUUCAAGUCCCACAAGUGCUUUUAUUACAUAUACUUUAUGUUUGUGGACCACCACCAGGCAUCACUACUCCUGGACUCUGGAGUGUAGGUUCAUGGCAACAGUUUGUAUACAUAUAUAAAACAGCAUAAUGUAUAACAGUGUAUAUAUAAAUUUAUGACAGCCCAGCAGAAAUACCAGAGACUUUAAUUUGUAAACUCUUUAUUUGCCCUGUAACUUUCCAAAACACCAUGAAACCUGUACACAGGGGCAUCAAUGUUCUUGUGAGACAUCACAGUAUACAAAUAUGUGUGUUUUAUUCACAGUUAAAAUGUCAUGCAGAACUUUUUCUCACACUUUUUAAGAUUUUAUUCAUAUUAAAUUAUGUUUUUUUUUGUUUUUUUAAAAACACCUAAUCUAGAAAAAAAUAAUGGAGGUUUAGUUACAUUAUAUGAUCAUACAUUGCAUAAGCCUGCCACACCAUCAACGUACCCCAUUCUUGGCAGGUCCUACACUAACAGCCUAAUGUUUGCUCUUAUGAGAUUAACCCACUUACUUGGGGACGAAAUUCCAUCUGGGGCUCUCUGCAGUACAAGGCUAAAUAGGGCCCUGGGAUGAGGCACCUGUGACAGGGAGGGGUGCAAAACCAAGGAGUUGGCUAGACUCCCAAUAAUAUAUAUAUGAAACCAGGCGGCUGCACUCACCUGAACAUGCAUAAAUGGGGUGCUGCUGGGGGCCAAAUAAUACAAAACACAAGAUCCAGCGCACUUACUUUUCCACUAAACAGCAACUUCAAUGCGGGUGUGGGUGCCCUUAAUAUGAAAGAGGUAAAUUAUGGCUGAACAAACAUAUAGCUCAAACUCUAGGUUUUGUUUUGGUCAAAACUUAGACAAUUGGCUCCGUCCUUAAGGGGUUUACUGUUGUUAAAGGAAAAUGCCGAAACACUUUAGGUUUCUGAACUGCUUUAAGAGCAUGUCCCCUUUCUCUUAUUUUAUAUAACUGCUGAUUUCAAGAGAAAGCAACACUUUUGUAGUCCUUGGUUACAUCUUUUGACCGUCAGCCAGCCAGCCAGCCAGGAGAGUUCCCAUCUUUGCUCCCUCUCAUCAUUUGCUUCAAGCAUAAAUGAGGGCUUCUCGUAGAGUAGGAAUGGUUUUAAUCUUCUCUAUGAGCAGAUAGCGGGCAGCAUAGCCCUAUAUGGUCCUGAAGGCUGCGUGCUGGCAUCUAUUUUGCCCCUUUUCCCAUUAUGGGCAUAGCUAGCGACGCAGGUCACAAUACUGGUGAUGCCUCUUCAGGUCCCCACCCACCCCACCCGAUUAUCCAUCGGGAUUGUUUUAGUUGUAUAUCUGCAUGAUAUCAACCACACAUAACUAUCAAGCAGAUAAUGUCUUGUCUUAACCCCCUCCUGACAUGCCACAGGUGGGGGGCAUGUCCACUAAAUAGCCCUGAGCAAUUGAAUGGAGUAUAAAUAUAAUGAGAAUAGGUGUGAGCUUGUCUCAGGUCCACCUUAACCCCCUACUGCCUAGCAGCAUGAUGGGGAUUGUCAUAGAAGAAAAGGGGCACCAGCCUCUUGUCUCUCCCUGGGCCCCCAAUCAUGGGGGCCUUGAUUAAAGUAACCAAAUGGUUAAUACCCCUACCUGUAGUAGAACUGCAAUUUUUAUGAUGGUCAGCCGGCUUUGCUAGCACUAACAUUUUGAAAACUGGUUGGCUUGAAGAAUGAGCCAAUCAGAGAAGAAGAAAUAAGAUGUUUGAACAUCCAAACCGCUAAUCAGAAUUUCUCUAAAAACUUUAUUCCAAUAGAUUUACCUGCAAAUAGCAGGUGAGUCUGUUUUGAGGAUUCGCCUUGUUCCAGGCAAGAUUCAGUUUCAAUUUGGUGUUCAGUAAAUAUGUGAAGCCUAUGCUUUAUAUAGGAUUUGUAAAUAACCACAUUACAACUGGAUUUUCCUUUAGUAAAAUAUGUGAAUUAAAAUGGAGUUAUUUUAAUCACAUUUUGGCAAUUUAGACCAAGUUCAGUUCUUAGUAAAUAACCUGGUUUGAAUUCACACGUUACUCAGGGCCGGAUUAACAUAGGGGCUGAUGGAGCUGCAGCUGCAGGCCCAGGCCCAUGGAAUAGGCCCAUUGAUUUAAAAAAAAAAAAAUUACACUUUUUCUUUUUUUUUUACACACUACUCUUAGGGUUGUUCACCUGGCCGGUAUUUAUUUGAGGCUGCCUGGCCAGUGCCGAUAUUGCAGUAAUACCAGCAGUACAAAUGCCAGUAUUUUUCUCAGUAUAAACAGAGAUUACUCUGCAAUACCAUUACCGGCCAGUAGGUGUCGCUCUGUGUGUUUGGGGAGAGGAAGGGAUAGAAAGUUACAGCAUAUCUCAGUGUCCCCAUGCAUCUCUCUGCUCACUGAUCCGCAGGGGAGCAGCUACACAGCACAGAGAGUCCAGACAGCAGCUCCGAGCCUGCAGAGACAGACUACAGCUCCGGGAAGUGAGGGAUGGGGUAAAGGCUGCACGGAGACAUGGGGACACUGAGACACUAGGGGACACUGGGAAACAUGGGGACACAUGGAGACCUCUGGGGACGCUGAGACACUUAGGGACACGGGGACACAGACACACUUGGGUACACUGAGACAUGAACACACACAUGGGGACACUGAAACACUAGGGGACACUGAGACCUGGAAACACUGAGACACUAGGGGACACUGGGAGACAUGGGGACACAGACACACUAGGGGACACUGAGACCUGGGAACACAGACACUAGGGGACACUGGGUGACAUGGAAACACUGGGAGACAGGGAGACACUGGGAGCAAUCCAUCUAUACAGCAGAAUCAAACUAAGUAGUUUUUUGGUGAUUUCACAGAAUUUUCUCUGUCACUCCUUAUAAUUUACAUCAUGUGAUGUCACGCAUACAUAAUUAGUUAUGCAAUUUGGCAACCCUGACUACUCUUCACAUAUUCUUGUUUAAGUAUGGAAAUUUAAGAAGCAUAUAUGGAAAAAAAACUUGUGUGGACUAGAUGAAAUGAGUUAAGGUAAUGAUGACUUUGGUCUCUCUAACACUGGCAUGUUCCCUUUCUUCUACACUCACUUCAUCCACCUUUUCUCUGUCUCAGACUGUAUACCAGGAGCUUCUGCCUGCUAGUAAGAAGGUAAGGAGAUAAGUGGACAUGUGAGUGCUAGGGGACAGUCCUAAGAAAGCACGGAGCAAGCGCAUCAUUAGAGGCAUUUAUGCCAAGCUCAGGAUGCUGUUGGCCAGCAUGCAUUCAUGCCAGACUAGCCUUCCAAUUCUUUUUUGGGCAUGUCCAUCCCUUUUGGAAAUUCUGGUUACAUGAUCUGCGUCAGUGGCCCACCCUUUUACAUUGCCCAUUGAUUUCCUGCUUCCGUGGACGCUGCUGUUAGGGGUUAUGGAUUUACUUGAAAGAUGAAAGCAUGAUUUAGAGAGAGAUUAUCAUAUUUUAAGAGAAUCUGAGUUUUUUUUAUAGCUGCGUCCUAUGAGUUUCCCUCCGGCAACAUCUCCACCAGAUACAUAACGCUUGAGAGGUAUGAGUCUUUUAGUGUUUUUGGUCGAUAUGAUUCUGUACUUAGGCCCUUCAUAAUUGUCAGCAGCAGGCCCAAUGGGCUCUUAAUCUGGCUCUGACGUUACUGAAUGCCACUGAUAAGAUGACGUGACGAUGACUAAUCACAGGAAACUUUCCCAAAAAUGGGAUUGUCAUCAGCUCAUCGAUAGCAAGAGAGGUCACCAGUGACAAACAAGUGCAGCCGCAUAGACCUCCAAUAAUAUUAUUCACUAAACUCCGAACUAUAGUGAACUGAAGACUGAAUGGUAAAAUGUAAACAGUAACAGCUGUUUUGGAAAAAUUCUUCAAGUUCGCUUUCACAGCUCGGCUAAUUUACCUUCAAUUUUACAAUUUACUUUCCAGUUCCCAACAUAUCAGUGUUGACUAAAAUGCAAUGUGUUCUACACCAAACAGUCUGUUGGGGGUUAUUUUCGUUUUAUUAAUCAGUUUUUUUAUAUUUUGGGUUUACGUUUGAUUUAUUUUAACCAGGCGCUGCUGUAGCAUUUCUGGGGGUGUUCUGCCCAUACUAUCUUUUUUUUUAGGAGAAUGUUAAUAAAAAUCAGUUUCCUACAUUACAGGAUAACUAGACACUUUUUUGAGUUUAGAAGUUGUUUUUAGUUUUCCUAUUUAAAAAAAAUGCAUUGGUAUUUCAUGUGCUCUUUAAGUUGGGGUCUCUUGACCUAAUUAAAUUAGUGGUGCAUGCUUCUGUUUUUUCCGCAGAUCGAUAUGAGCAGUUUGAGGGUCUGCAAGCUGAGGAGUGCGGCAUUGUUAACGGCUGUGAGAAUGGACGCUGUAUCCGUGUCCCCGAGGGCUACACGUGUGACUGCUAUGAUGGCUACAGGCUGGACAUCACACGGAUGGCAUGCAUUGGUAAAGGACAGAUUAAAAAAAAAUGGGUCUACACUGCAGAUCUCUUAGAGGGAUGUAGAGAAUACAGAGAUACAUUCAAACGAAGGAAAAUGAGUCCAAAGUAAAAUUUAUUUCAGUUUUUAUCUUCCAAAAUAUAGACCGACACGUACCCCGUCUCCUUCCUGAAUGCUGGUAGUCGGCUUAAAACCUCUCUCUGUCAUAUUAUUUUCCAGAUGUUUUAGAGCAUUCACAACUAAAUUAUUUCAUUUUGGUGUUUAUUCACAAAACAUUGAAUUGAAAGCCCAAUUGCAAAACUGGAAAAUAGCUGAUUUGGGGAAAAGAAAUAUCUCCAGUACAACUAGAGUUUGGCUAAUUUAUCCCGGAUUCUGCUAGUCAGUUUAACGUUCACUAAAAUUUGUUGUCUAGUAAAAUUCUUAAACCAUGGCUAGCCGGGUCAGUCAUGACUUUUUGUAGAUAAAUCACCUGAAAUGUUGUUGUUUUUCUAGCAGAUUGGAAUAAUUCUGAUACUAAUUUAACAGAUUAAACUAAGGCCUAUAAGGGAGCUAUUCUUGCUUUUUCCCAAUUUUGUUUCAUCUAUCUAGCUACACUGAGUACAAGUUGGGCCAAUCACUCCUACUCCGACUCCUUUCCAAUCAGUAACUAUGAGCUGGUCUGAUUCAGGCAUAAACUGUAGAGGAAUUAUUUUAGGUUAAAUGAGAUAUUCUCAGCAUCUGACAGUAGGAUAUAAACUCAUUAAACUCUUUCUUUCUAGAUAUCAAUGAAUGUGAUGAAGCGGAUGAUAUGUCUCUCCUGUGUCUGAACGGGCAGUGCCGUAACACUGAUGGAUCGUACGAGUGCGUCUGUCCCCGCGGCUUUGUUUUGUCGCGUCAGCAUAACUACUGCAUUCCCUCUCAGCACUGA
Pelobates cultripes (western spadefoot toad) is the source of this 67379-nucleotide messenger RNA. The record is from the annotation of a GenBank genome assembly. Lineage: Eukaryota; Metazoa; Chordata; Amphibia; Anura; Pelobatidae.